AGUCAUACCCAUUCUCACUCUCCCUCAGUCCUCAGCUGCACCUCAGCUCAGUAACAUGCUGCCUCGCCGCAGCUCCAGCACCGAGCGCUGAGCAGAGGCGUCCAGCUCCUCUGUCUCACUGACCAAACAUACAGAGCAAACAACAAGGAGCCAAGGAAGAAGGGUCAUCUCUUCACUUUGAUUUUUUUUUUGUCCCGCAGCUUUCUCUGAGAUAAAAGGAAGCUGUGGAGGAGAAGGAAGAGGGAAGAUUUUUACGCAGUUUGACUGAGGGGGGGACAGAGAAGGAAGUGGCAGCUGAGGAUGCAAGGCUGGCCGGAGGAGGAGCAGGAAAGUUGAGUUGGACACCUGAUGACCUGCUGCUGAACCAUCCCAAACAAAGUUUUUUGAGGGAGGGGAGAAGAGGUGGUGCACUUUUGAUGCUGUGGACUACAGGAGGUGAAAGCAUCCCUCACCCUGGUCUGGUCACUGUUGUGUUUUUCCUGUUUGGUCUGUCAGAUAUCAAGACCAAAUCCAGAGGCAGCUCCCCAUGUGGCAGGAAGCUCUGUGGACCCGCGGACGCUACCUGCUGGAGAAGAACGAUGGCGGCGAGUGUACCGAGGGGCCCGAGAGCUUGGCGGAUGGGUGCCCGGGGUUCCAGAGUGAGGUGUACGUGGAGGUGGAGAAGCCGCAGGACUGGCUGUAUGAGUCCUACUACAGAAUGAGCCAACAGCAUCCACUCAUUGUGUUCCUGCUGCUGAUUGUCAUGGGAACGUGCCUCGCACUGCUGGCUGUGUUUUUUGCCUCAGGACUGGUGAGUUUGUUAAAGUGUGUGUCAGAGUGUGUGUGUGCAUAGGUUAGUGUUAAGUGUUUUGGGGUGUGUGGCUAAAAUCAUUAGUGCAGAAAAAAGAGGAUAGUUAAAGUUGAGAUCUGGAACAUCAUCGUCUAUAAACAGGAAGAUGUUGUGGUGACAAUCACAGUCCCGGAUAUUGUCAUUUUUAAGAGAUAUUGUCUUGUUGUUCAAGGAAGUGAAGUUGAUAAGAGCUGGAUAAUUCCUCCAUUUUUAAGCUCCAGCUGACAGUUUGUAGAUUGAAGCCUGAUGAAAAGACUGAAAACAAGGUCAUCUUCGCACAAAGACUGGAAAUAAGGAGAGAAAAACCUGCCUGACUUUCAGAGAAGUAAACAGAGUCAGAAUAGGAGACCCUCCAAAGUACUGAGUACCAUGUUGCAGUUAGUUGGUAGGAAUGCAAUAUAGCCUACUCAGUUCUGCUGGGUUCAAAAUAAGUUGUUUUUCUCAACUUAUAAAUCAGAGAAACUGAAGUUAAAUCAUUAAUUAAUAUCAGUCUUUUAUUAAAAUAUCAUAAAAGUAACACUAGAUAACAGAUUAUCUGGUAGUAGUAUUUAUAUAGUUAGUGAACUAGUGAGGAUAUUAAUUACACAGUAUACAUUUAUAGUCAGAAUGUGUCAGUCUUUGAACUUGACUUGGACUCUUGAAGUUGAACAGCAGUGUAUUUGUUAGGGUUGUAAAUCUCCCUCCAACAAGACAAUAUGAUCUGAUAUUAACAUUAAUCACUACCAAUCAAUUCCAGGAGGAUUUAUCAAAAUAAAGAAUGAUUUGCUAUGAUUUGGUUCAGUUUAGUUUGAUGCAAAUUAGUGAUCAAAGCCGAAAUUUGUGCUUUCAACUAUUAUUAUUAUUAUUUUUUAGAGAUUUUCAUUUUAUUUCAAAAGAGACCGUAAAAAAUGGAAAACAUUAAUGCUGCUGUUUGAUGCAUUGUACCAGAGUGAUCUUAAAGCAUAUUUACAUCUGCAGUCCAUUAGUAAAAUGUGACUGACUGAACCUAUUGUAUGAACUGAUAUAAUGAUUUAUAAACUGAAGACUUUCUUUCACACUCUUACUGAGGUGUCUCAGGACAGAUAAUUAGGUAGAGAGAUAUAAAAAAUAGCUUUAAUUAACACAAAUUAAACUUCUGCCUUCAAUAGCUUUGCAAAGCCCUGCUAACACUUGACUGAAGUAUUUAUUCUUCUAAGUGACAAAAAUUGGAACUAGUCAAACAGUCAAAGUAUAAACAAGCUCUUCCUGGCGGUCUUUGUACCAUGCUAAGCCGGAGGGAAAUGCUGUUGUGUUGAAUAAGAGACAUUUUUUCUUCUUCUCUCAAACUUUCUCUGUGAUUGUCACGCAUGAGCUGUAUAUGACAUUUACACGCUUAGAAGCCCUUUGAUUGUAUUAAUUAUUUCAGAGACAUUUCUUUCACACUCUGUUUAAUGCUACGCCACUAACAGCGUUGUAGCAAAGGUUACAUCAUGGAUUCUUACUAGGUGAAACGGUCUUGCACCCAAUUAUUUUUCUACAACAGGUAUAAACAGGCAAACUGUAGUCAAAAUUUCUGUCCUUCACAUCAAGUCUACAAGACCUGGUUUAUUAAAACACAAACUGAUUUUGGCUGUUGUUAUUUCCUGACUUUGAGGGAAUCAACUCUACCUAACCAGGCACCAAAGUUAACGUGACUCUUGUGAAAGGUUGCAGCAUCACGAGACUUAAGAUGCAGAGCCCAACAUACAGAUACAACACAGAGUCAUAUUAACAGAUUACUGAUACAGAAUGGCGUGCAUCUGCGUAUGGAGGCUAACCUGUAGGGGUGGGAGAAAAAAUCGAUACAGCAUAGUAUCGCGAUAUUUUGUCCAGUGAUAUAUUGUAUCAUCUCAUUUACCAAGUAUCGAUUUUUCAAAUUAAUUGCUAGUAUGAAGUUAAAUCUAUGAUAAUGGGAAAAUAAAAUCAACUGUUUGUCCAGUGAGGUUGGCAGAGGUGACAUCAUAGAGUAGGAGAAAGUUUGUACUACAAAUAUAAGGUUUGAAAGAUGUACAACCUGAAAAUUAAAUACUGUGUAAAUUAGACAAACAGAAAGGAAAGCCAAAUGCUAAAUUAGCUAAACAGUUGAAAAAAAAUUAUAUAAAUUGCAAUAUAUUGUAUUUAUAUAUAUAUAUUCACUGUAUUGCAAAAUGUUCAAAAUCAGAAUAAUAUCGUGUCGUGGCCAAUUAUAUCGUAUCAUGGCCCAAGUAUCGCGAUAAUAUCGUAUAGUGGGGCCACUGGUGAUUACCACUCCUACUCACCUGUCAUUGAGGUGAAAAAUUAUAAUAGUUUUAAACAUAAAGGUCAAAAAGUAAAGAGCAGUCUUAGCACCAGCCAGCAAAAAUCAUUUGAAGAGCAGCACAAUAUGGUCCAUGUAAAGUACAAGAGGUUGAACCCCCUACUGUUGAAAAACAGAGACUAUGAUUCAUAAUUCUUCACACCAAAGAAACCAACAAGUGUCUUUACAGUUUGUUUUACUUUUAACAAAAUGGAAACUAAAAAUUGAUAACAGUAUGGCAACUGUUGAGUAACAUGUGUUAGUGUGGUUAACAAAAAGUAAGCAUGUUACCAUAGAAAUGCUGAUAUAACACUCUCAUUUAUCUGUCUUAGCAUUAUCCCUCUUCGAUAUCUCUCGGGGUAAUCACAGUUGUCCUCAUUAGUGGACUUCAACAAAGUAAAAUGUGAUUUUCCGUUAAUAAAAACUCAUUUGACAUUGUUGAGGUACAGUGCAUUUUUUCAUGCUGUGAAAUGCUUAAAUUUCAUCACAGCACUGUGAAAAAUUGAAGUGGCUAAAGCUCUGCACUCCAUUAUCAAGCAUCAGACACAGGAUCACAGAGGGGCGUUGAAAUACGAGUCGUGUUUUUUUUUUUCCAGCACAAAGCUGAAUGAGACAGGGAGACCCCUGCGUGUGUGAAUAUGUGUCACAACAUAAGAGACUGUGAAGCAGCACUUGAAAUUGUAAAACUGGGUUUACAAAGUGGAUCAAGAGCGGUAUGAGAGUUUAGUUCGCAGCUGUGUGGGUGUUUGAGCUUUUGUCAAGUAAAAAGUGUUGUUUUGGCCACAAACACUCAACCACAAAUACAAGCCAUUGUUUCUCAAGUACUGCUUUUGUGUUUUAUGAAGUAGCUGUACAAAAGGAAGCCCACUCAUUUGCUUUGGUUGUUGUUGUUUCAAAAUGAUUGCUUUGCUCCCGUUAGUAUUCUGAACAGCAUGUAGAUGCGUACUUUUCUAUGCAUGCUCAUGUGUUUGCAAUAGAAGCAAAACUUCAGUCUAAUGGAAGCUCUUUAAAAAUGAUGUUGAACUCACGUACUGCACCCAAAUCAACAUGAACAUCUUGUUUUUGCAGAGAGUUUGAAAGCAUUUGAUGAUAGUUACGGUCAAAACCCCUCUCUUUUGUCACUUAAGUCCUAUUACAUUCAGCUGAACUCAAUAACAGGCUUUUUUUGAGCGAGAAUCUCCACCUAAAUCGAUCCCUCCUUUCUAUUUAAGUAAAAUCAAUAGAUGUUAUUGCCCCAGCUGGUCCAUUAAGUCCUCCAGGUUUUCCUCUUAUUCUCUGGCUGUGGACAUCAUCGCAGGUUAAAUAACAAUCACUUCUAAUAAUUCCUCAUCAUUCUUGUUAUCAAUAGAAAUCACUCUCUUUCCUUCAUAUCUGCUCCUAUUAAAUGAAAGACCAAACUGCCUGGAGUGAGUGUUCAGUGAGGCAUGUGUAUUUACAUCUGCUGGAUAAAGAAGAAUGUCAGGAAUAAAUAGUGUGGGUUUGGAGCUGGGGGCUUAGAGGCGGAGGGGGAGAGGAUGUUGUUUUAAGUGUUCUGGCUUUAUCAGUGAGCCGGCAGAAACCCAACCAAAGCAGCACUAAUGCUUCCAAAAUUACUGCAGGCUUUUAUCUUUCUACACAGAUCAAGGCUGGAGUGAAAAUGGUGUUUUUCGGUCACAGGAUCCCCCACCCAUUUCAUACAGCAUGUGUUUAUCGGUGUGUUUAUGUGCGCUAACAUUUAUGCGAAUUUUGUGAUUGGCAUGCAUGUUGUUUGGGUGUGUUUGUCACAGGAAGUUUCUCAUUUCCUUUUAGGGCUUAUCUGAAAUAUUUGGGGACAUCAUUUUCUCUUUCUUUCUUGUUACUUCCAAGUUUUAUUGUUUGGCAUAUGUGUAGGUAUGUCUGUGUGGGAGUGUACGUGUUUGUGUGUAUUUGCAUUCCAAGAUGUGUGUUUGCCUCUGUGAAGACUCAGCAACUGCAGCAUAGCACUGAAACAACAUUUUAAGUAGAAAUAAAUAUGAUUAGUAGCAGGAUGCUGGACAUUACAAAUCUCCUGUUACUUUCAUGAUUUAUGACGUGCUUUAUUGACCUCAGUCUUUAUUUCAGGUUUGAUUACUAGCAACAUAUCUUAAGUUUAAGCAUUAUGACCUUUUGCAGAGCGGAAAAGGCAUUGUGUUUCUGAAAUAAUGGAUCACUAGUGCAUUAAGAGGCAGGAAGGUGAAUGAAUGAGGACAAAAAGAGGCUGUGACAUCAUGGACCGAGGUACAAAGCUCUAAUAUUCUGCUGUAAUACAGGCCUUUAAACAGAAUAUGUUGGAUUUGGCCUUGAAAGAAAGGAUUGUUUGCACCUGUUGGUUACUUCUGUAUUUGUUAUAAAAGAGCCAACCAAAGCUGUAAAACACAGACCACUACAUGCUUCUCUUUCCAAAAAACAAAAGGCCAGAGUGACUCUUUGGUUUGUGAUAUUAACAGAAAAUACCUCUCUUCAACACUUCUUUAAGGUAACGCCAUGGCGAAACAAGAGGUCACAACACUGUUUUUGAAUGAAACGAUUUGGUAAGAUGAAGAACGGUUCUGUCCGUCUUUUGUAAUUUUGAUGCAUUGAAGGGAUAUUCCGGCUUAAAAUAAUUUAGAGUCAAACACACUGUAACACCGGGUUAAACACCCCCCUCGAGAGAUGAAUGUUGCCGACCGCUUGCUUCUCUAGUUAUACCAACUUAAGUAACGACUGCACAUUAGCAAUGCACAGCGGUCUGAGGAGCCAUAAACAAACCUCAACCAAACCGCCACUCUAUAGCCACUAAUAAUGCUCAGAACAGCACCUAACUUCAUCAAAAGUACAUAUAGAGUCCCAGCCAUAGCACUAGCCAACCAAACAUCUUUUUAACUUUGCCUGAUUUCUUUAGCAAAGAGACUAAACACAACUCACCUACUCUCUUCCAGCAGCCGCUUGUUUCUAGCAAGACCUCGUCCAGUCCAUCAUUGACUUGCAGUUCAAGGAAGAACAUAUUCAUAAAUUAACAUUCAGGCUCAGAUUAUAUACUGAAUAUAAUUUUUUGUUUGGCUGGUGGAAAUCUUAAUUUGGAGGGAUGUGUAUCAAGCUGGUUUAUCCAGCCAAGCAAAGCCACCUUAUUGCUGCACAUGCUGGCAUCUUAUGUAUGAUUGAAAACUGACCAAUUUAUAUCAUAGAGAUGAAGUCCUUCACUAGGAUGUGUUAAACUGAUUCACAGUAAGAUUACACAGACAGAGGAAGGGAGGGAUUUGUGUCUCCCUGCCAUAAUACUACACAGCUCAGGGUCCCUUUUCAAGUAUAGAUAAGUGUGGAAUUAAAUUUGAUUAAUUUCCAGAUCUUAAAAAGUAUGGAAAAUGAAAAAUAAAGUAUGGGAAGGUAUUUAUGUUUCCAGACUAUUACCACAGUUCUAAACUUUGUUUUCUAAAAUAGAAAAGUAGGUAUUUCCAAAAAUAACUCCAAAAAGUAGGGUAUGGAAAAGUACAGAAAUUCCAACUGUGUAGAAACCCUGACAGCUGAAAUAUUUAAGAAUUCCAACUUGUUUUUUUAUGUUUGGAAGUACAUUAUUUCAAGCUUUGUAUUGUGCUUCAAACCAAAUCAUUUAUUUCACAAUCUUUUGGCUUAAACGUGGUAUGCUCAGCAAGUUUUAGCAGGUGAACAUUCCUCUGCACUGAACUAAAGCACUGUUAGAUGGGUUGUUUUUUAGUUGAUGACAUUCAGAGCCGAGCAGAGAGGAGAUUGUAGAAAUUUGCCACAAAUCAGUCUAAACAUAAAUAAUAUACCCAGACAUGAGACGCACACAUGCUGUUCAUUAAUGUUAGCAUUGGCACACCCCGUACCCUUUCCCUUUCUGUCCUACAUCGUGUAUUUGUUGUAAUGGUGCAUUUCACAGCUGAAUAAUCAGAUAACAGCAACUCUCCAUCUCUCUCUGCUCCUGCUAUACAGUAGCUCCAUGCCCCAGUCCUCCCAGUAUAAUAGAUGAAAAACCAGACUGGGCUAAAAAGGGAAAGAAUUGUUCUAGACGACAAUACAGUAUAUUAUGGUUGGCAGACACAACUCCCUCCCUCUAUGUUAUGUUGGUGAAAAUGUUUGUACAGGAUUAGAUGGCCUUCAAUCAGAGAUUACCUUUUUAAAUUGUAUCAAAAAUACACAAAAGAAAACAUUUCAAUCUUGGUCGUACAACUCCUUCCUUGUGAAUGUGACACUAACAUUGGCACAGGUAUCCCCUGCAGUGUUUGCACUCUUGCUUAUAUCCUUAUUGAGAUUCAGCCUGCGCCCAGAGCUGACUGUAUAGCCGGUGUGGCGUCAGCAACCGGAUCCCUUGGGAUCUCUUUGCCAGACCCUGACUCAUACCACCUCUGCUACAUUGUGUUGCUACACUUAUGCACAGCAAAAUGCUCCCUCUCCAGUUUUUUUUUUUAACAGGCCAAAUAGAUUGUGCUUUUCUCAACAAGCAGUUUGACUCAAUAAACUGUCAAAUCAGCCACAAAUUCAAGGAUCGAGUCUGUGACACUUUUUCAUUCUGUUACAUAAAAGCUGCCUUGGCAAAAUUGUAUGUUGAGAGAAUCAAUCUCAAGUCUUUCCUUAUUCCCACUCUGAUGCUGGUUUGACUGCAAGUGCUGUGACAUCCAAUCAGAAAGUGACUUGCUAAUUUAACAUUUAACUCUAGUGGACCUGCCAGGGCAAUCAGCACUUUGGAAUACCUUAAAAUACUUGAUGUGGGCGUCGGGUAGGAUCAAGCCUGUGAAAAGUAGGUUUGUUCAGUGUGUGAAAGCUUUCAGUCCUCUCCUCGAACAAAUGAUGGUGAUUUUGCUGCCGUUUCAUUUUACUUGGACCAAGAAGGAGAAAAAGACACAGAGGUUUCUCUGUUCCUACCACAUUUUGUGAGUGCAUGUUUUUGGACCUGGUUUUUGAAUGACUGGAAAAUCAGUAGAGGUACAGUUCUUUUGUCGUACCAUGAAUAAUUAGGUAAUUGCUUUGGGCUGUAGGCAGAUGCAAAAGCCACAGACAGGUCAGAGGGAUAAAAGUGCUGAAUGAAGACAUAAAGGUGAACCAAAAGGUGCUUCUGUCCGCUCCUGUUAACUUGAAUAAUAAUAAUAAUAAAACUGACAUACUUGAUCUAUACUUUUGCAGUCUGUUCUGAACUCAAGUAAAAUGAAAGAUCUAAUCUUCAAGAACAGCAUGUGUGCCAUUUUCAAAAAGAGACUGUUUAUGCUGUCCCUCUUCCUAAAAUGUUGGUGUUAAAGAGGAAAUCCGUGUGUGUGCGUAUGUGUGAGCGUGUAUGUGUGUGUUGACAUCCUCUAAAUGCUGACUUUGUCAAUGCAAGCGUAGAAGUGAUGCUGUAGCACAUUCUCUGGGCUCAGACUGUCUAUCUGCCGAUCUGUUUGCCGUCUAUCUGAGCGUGUUAUGUUGAACUUGGUGUAUGUACUGUAUAUGUGUAUAUCCAUGUCUUGGAUAGGACGCACACAUAGGGGGGGAAAAGCGUUUCUAUUAAAACAUUUUUUUGGUUCAUAGUAAGUUUCAUGUUUUGGGGUUAAACUCACUCUUUGUAGCGUGGGCAUUUAUUCUUUUGUUUUUGUAUUGCUGUAUCUGCCUUUUUUCAGAAGAGGUUGUGUUUCUCUCAGAGAAAAAGAGGCUUGUUGGUACUGCUCCUUCCUUCAGUUUUAUGUUGAAGUUUUCUCUCAACAGUGAGCCCUAAAGUCCCCACAAAGGAAAAGCUAUUCAAAUUAUUGAUUUUUAAAAUCUUGAUUAAUUGAAGAAUUUUAAUACUUAAUCACAAUCAAUUGUAUUUCUUUCAUGUUUUUAAAAAAAAUCUUUUUUAUGCUUUGUCAUGCAGUAAAAGAGACAUAAGGGUUAUAAUUAAAUGUCAUUAUUGUGUUAUUGAUGACAUAUAUCUAUAUUACCGUGUUUACGGGACUAUAAGUCUCACUUUUUUCAUAGUUUGGCUGGGUUUGGACUUAUACUCAGGUGCAACUUAUAUAUUAAAAUAUAUAAUUUUAUAUAUAAUUUGGUUUUGGAUUUUGUAAAACAAAUUUCUCCCCAAAAACGCGACUUACAUCGGUAUAUGAUUUUUCUUCUUCAUUACGCAUUUUUUGGCCGGUGCGACUUAUACUCUGGAGCGACUUAUAGUAUGGAAAAUACGGUAUUACAAUUAUUCAUAGUAUGAAUUGAUAAAAUGAAUGAAUCCAUUAAAAUUUUUGGACACGACUUCACACAAGGACGCCCUUACCCAUGGUGCAAAAAUAUAGAGGCACUAUGACUUUCCCCUUUUUCCCUCAGGGCAGUGACUUUUCUCAUACACUUGACAGAUCACAAAACAGCUCCAUCAGUGCUAUGCCAUAAUUUUUGUCACAAACAAGAAUUUGACCAUACGUCAUCCUUCUCCACAUGAAAACACCUGUCAUUGCUUGCCAGGGCCGAGGCGUCUGCCUCCCACUUUUGUAGUGGGAGAAAUCCCUUACUACGGUGAGAAACAAAAUAACACAUAAUUAAAAAAGAAUUUAUGUGUUAAUAACGAGCCUUUUCCCACUGCGAUUGACACAUUAACACUGACAACACCGGUAUAAAUAGUAAUAUAGUUCAUUCAUGGUGUGGGUCUUUGCAUAGCAGCAUCAGCAGUCAUCACUGCUGAUUAAGUUUUGUCAUCAUUACUAUCCUUUUGUCUUGAGCAGAUCUUUCAGAGGUAAACCAUGAAAACAGGAGCACUGGGAUCUAUCAGUAUUUGGAGACUCAUCUGAAUAAACCCAGUGGUCAGUCUAACUCUAUAAACUCACUAUCCUUCCCUCUCUGAAUUUCUGCAGAAUACAGAGGACCACCUGACGUUCCUGAUCACAGUUCCUGCUGCCCUCUUCCUCUUCCUGUCCAUUUUCAUCCUUGUCUGCAUUGAAUCGGUCUUCAAGCGGAUGCUCGGCCUGUUCUCUCUUCUUAUAUGGGCCUGUCUGGUCACCAUGGGUUACUUGUUCAUGUUCUCAGGAGGGAUCCUCAGCCCCUGGGACCAGGUAGGAAAAUCUAUGGGUUUGAUUUGUGCUUGCCUUGAUGUGUUUCACUUACUUUUGCUAGGCCUGCUAAGGUAUCUAUUCUUAUACUCCUGGUUCUUGUUUUUUGUUUUGGCGUAAGCAGGCUUACUUUUCUAGUGACCAAAUUUUGCUGGCUAAGUUUAUAUUAGCUUCAUUAAAUCAUGAAUUAAACUGCAUGGAAUAACUCAAACUUUUUAAAGUUUGCAAUUGAUAUGAUACAACAUGAGCACCACAUUUAUAUCCCUAAAAGACUGAAGGUAAAGCUGUUUGUGUCACCAAUAAAGCGUCAUCUUGAUCAAUUAAUAAGUAAGAAAAAAAAAAAGCAAUAUUUUGGUGAGAAAAGUAGAUAUUAUUCUCAGCAAUAUAAAAGAUAAUCUGUAUAGAAAUUGCUAACUUCUUAGCAUGGGCUCUAAUGAGCUCAAAAUACAUAAUCAAAAGAGGUUAUGUGUGUAAUUUUAACAGCAAAUAUUCAUGUCAUAAAAAGGUUCUUGCUGGUUUCGUCUUUAGACUAAGAUAUAUAUCAGAACUCUUGUGUUGAGUUAUGGCUGCCAUGAUGCUGUGAUGUCUGCACAAUCACUGCUCAUGGAAGAGACAAAAAGAAAAAUUAAGAUCUUCUGGGCUAAAUGAGCAACUCAGCAGUCAGAAGAUAUGCACAUAUAUUACAUGCCACACCUUAGAUCCCCAUGAAGUAGGGAGAGUCAGACACGUGCAUGUGUAUCCAUGAGUGUUUUUGUGAUGUAGGAGUGUCUUUUGAGUACCCUCACCUAUUAAUUUGUCAGUGUUCUUACAUUACAUGAUUGUGUGUGUGUGUGUGUAUGUCUGAGUGUGUGUGUGUGUGUGUGUAAGAUUUCCGGCAUGAGCGAAGAAUUAAUUCUGCCGGUGACAAGUGUUAAUGAGGCCUGAUGAGAACUGGAGGUGAGCAGAUCAGCAGACAGACACAUUAGUUUUCAAUGCCAGACACACUCUCUCUCUCUCUCUCUCUCUCUCUCUUUCUCUCUCUCUUUCUCUCUCUCUCUCUCGCUCUCUCUCUCUCUCUGUCUCAGAAAUCCCAUUUUCUCAUGGUAGCACCCUGUCUCUCCCUAUUCAUCAAAUCCCAUAUUUCUCUUUCCAGCUUCUCCACCUGCCUUCUUGUUAAGACGCCCCACCUUUUACUCUCGAUCCCCAUCUACCACUGCUUCACUCUGUCUAUCCCUGCUCCAGGGUGGAGGUAUUUUUACCAUCAGCCACCUGUGAGACCAUUAUUGCUAUGCAUUAUUAAAUCUAUCUAUCUGUCUGUCUGUCUGUCUGUCUGUCUGUCUGUCUGUCUGGCCGUCUGGUUAUCUAUCUAUCUAUCUAUCUAUCUAUCUAUCUAUCUAUCUAUCUAUCUAUCUAUCUAUCUAUCUAUCUAUCUAUCUAUCUAUCUAUCUAUCUGUCUGUCUGUCCGUUUGUUCGUCCAUCCGUCUGUCCUUUAAACCAUCUAUCUAUCUAUCUAUCUAUCUAUCUAUCUAUCUAUCUAUCUAUCUAUCUAUCUAUCUAUCUAUCUAUCUAUCUAUCUAUCUGUCUGUCCAUCUGUCCUUUAAUCCGUCUAUCUAUCUAUCUAUCUAUCUAUCUAUCUAUCUAUCUAUCUAUCUAUCUAUCUAUCUAUCUAUCUAUUUGUCUGUCUGUCUGAUCUAAUCUAUCUGUCGUUCUGUCUGAUGAGUAUAAAGCAAGAAAAAAAGAAAGACUAAAAGGCAAGAAAGAAAAAUAACUCGAGCAGAAACCUGUUAGGAAAAAAGAGAACAGCUGGAAGUUCAGCCAGCUCUCAGCAGGUUGGAUUGAUUGUGAUUACUGAGAGAACAGCAUGUCUGAUGGAGAGCACAGAGCUAAUAACAGGAAAGCCCUGAAAAAGAGUGAGAGUUGGUUAGACAGAGGAGGGACGGGGAGAAGCCGCUGCAGUGUUUCAUCAUUUACUCUUAUCCCAUUCACAUGACCUAUGACAUGCUGAUAUGAUUAGUCUCUUCCUUUACACAUGAAAGAAACAUGGUUUGUACCUUUAAAAGAAAACUCUGAUUGUAUCCUGAAAUGCUGCAGUUAUACUACAGAAGUACUAAACAGAGCAAAGAGCCAAAUAUUUCCAAUGUGUGUAUUGGCGCAUACUUGUCUGUGCAUCUGGGUGCAUCGAGGCAAGCAAGCUCAUGCUGCUUUUGUCUGAAACACAGAGUAGUGAACGGGCAGAAAGAGGGGAAAAACACCCAGGAAGCUGAAGUGAGAUGAUAGCCACAGCUGCUAUUUGGAGGCCUUUGAGAGUGUAUUAGGAUUCAGGCCAGGCUGUAGAAGAGAUGGAGUGUGUCUGGCUGCUUGUGUGGCAGAUAGGAGCAGGUCACACACCUGAAAUUGGACUGCCAUUUUUAAUUUCCACAGACAAGAAGCUCAUCCCAGCUCGCACUCGCUGUCAGGCGAUACAAGACUUAGAAAUGAAAGACAAAAGUAUUUUUUAUAACAUAAGCACAUAUUUGGUCAGAUAAUACGACUCAUCCAAUCCAAUCUAAUCCGUUUUAUUAAUAUAGCGCAUUUUGAAAAACAUUCAAGUUUACCAAAGUGCUGCACGGUAAAAUUAAAAGAACAAACACGCAGAAAACAUCAAGAGGAAUUAAAUAAAAACAGGUAAAAAAAAAAUAUUUAAAAUAAAGUAAAAUAAAUGAAAUAAAAAUACAAAAGCAUGAAAUAAUUAAAAGUGAUAAAAAGGACCAUAAAAGACGUUAAAGGACAGAGAUCACACAACUCUCAUGCCGCACUAAAAGCCAAGGAAUGAAAAUGAGUUUCAAGACGUAACUUAAAAGUACGGAGGGUGGAGGAUGUUUUAAUCUUGAGUGGCAAUUUGUUUGACAAUUUGAGAGCCACAGCCGAGAAAGCUUGGUCGCCACGGGUUUUUAAAUGAGUUUUAGGGUCAACGAGUUGGAGCUGAUUAGCAGACCUCAUGCAACGUGGGGGGGUAUAAACAUUGACGAGGUCAGAGAUGUCCUGUGGUGCUGAUCUAUUUAAAGAUUUAAAAACAAACAAUAACAUUUUUAAAUGAAUACUUAAAUGAACGGGAAGCCAAUGGAGGGACACCAGAAUUGGAGUGAUGUGAUCAUGUUUUCAUUUACCUGUUGAAAGACGAGCAACAGCAUUUUGGACUAACUGAUUAUCCUGAUUAACGCCAACGUAAAGAGCGUUACAGACGUCCAACCGUGUGGAAAUAAAAACAUGAAUUACUCGCUCAAAAUCAUUAAAAGAUACAAACGAUUUAAUCUUCGAUAAAAGCCUCAGAUGAUAAAAACUGGAUUCAACAACAACAGAGUUGAUUUAUUGAUCCGAUUUUUUAAAUUAUUGUCAACUUCUACACCAAGAUUUAAAACUGUGGGUUUAAAAUAAGGUAAAAGAGAGUCCAGCCCCCUGACCCAUCGUGCUGUAUAACCCCACAAGACGAACCUCCCUCAGCUCUUUUAUGUGGCCAAUCUGUUUCACUUCAAGCAGUAGAUUCCUGUUUGCAAACCGACUCUUUGAACGUGAAAGGUAAAGGAAACAAACAGACAGGCAGGAUGGUCAAAGUUCAUCUUGUGUCUCAGUUCAAACUGGGACCUGGUCACUCUGGUCACCACCACAACAGGAAGGGGUGUACUGACAGCAGGGGAAGUGGAUGGGGGACAAAGCAAGAGGUUAAGUCGCGUGGUAUCUAACCCAAUAGGAAGCACAACAGACAGAAUGUCUACUGUCUCAUUACAGUGAAGCAGGAAACAUCAUCAUUUCUUAUGCUCACUGCUCACAGUAACAGGAUUUUGAGAUUUUUCAAGCUGAAUGAGCGGCCCACUCAUCUUAUCAUUAAUUACAGGAACAGCAUUUUAUCCUUGGAAGUCACAGAUCCUAAAUCUCUGUUGGGAUUUCAGCCCAGACAUUUGUCGUCAUCUAUGUUUGGAUAUUUUCUCGGUACUUUCUGGCAUUACUGCUGUACUUGAAUGAAAAUCUGCCAGAGUUGGUGACUAAUGUGAUAACAGUCCACGAUGACUGCAGUUUUGUAAAAAUUGUUAUUUUCUGAACAUAGUGGUGUGAGGGGAUUUUUUUCACUCUCAUGAAUAGUAGCUAAUUAUUUGAUGUUAUCUGUAAAUGUAGAAGUAUUACUGAAACUAAGGCUGGGCGAUAUGGGAAAAAGUUUAUCACAAUAUAUAUUUUUUCAUAUCAGUCGAUAUCGAUAUAAAUAAUGAAAUAUAAAAAAUGAAAUUUAACAGUGCUUAUUGGUAGCAUGUCUUUUGCAGAACAAUAAUCCACUGCACCUGUGAGGUCUUUGUGUCUCUUCGACGUUUUGUCGCUAGAGAAAGCGGACUGAAUGGUUGGCUGUUUUGGCUGCGCAGGCGCCAUGGGCUCCUUGCUCCACUUGGGGUUUGUAACCUUUUGCAUUACGCGUGCUCUUCUGGGUGGCACUGCUUCAGCUAGUGAAAAAGAUUUGAGGUAUUCCCCGACUUUGUGAGAACAUGUACUCGACAUAAUUUGCAGUGCGACCAAAAACCAAAAUGCCUCCACAACACUGCCGUUUUCAUGCCAGUGUUGCGCUCAUUUCCCUUUUUCCUCACCAACAGUGCUGCCAGCUUCACCUGUUAAAGUGCUAUAGUUGCGUGUAGCUGCAGCCUGCUACUACACAGUUGUUUGCUACUUGGUUCUAAUUCAGCACAUGAUUGGUUCAGCAUGAAGCUGACCCGCAGCAACUCCCCUUUUCAUUGGCUAUUUGUAUAGUCUACCAAAACAUGGCAGAAUGCAGACUCGUGAAAAGCAUAUUGACCAUGUUUCAUAUCAAUUUUUGAUAUAUAUUGUUUUAUCGCCCAGCCCUAGCUCAAGCUAAAAAAGAGUUUAGCAGUAUUUCUGUAAGAGAAUUCAAAACAUCAAGACUUCUGCAUUGAUCAGAUUUGUUUUCUACAGAUGAACCCCUUCACUGACAUCAGUCUGUAUCCUGUUUGCAGGUGUCCUUCUUCCUUUUUAUUGUGUUUGUUGUGUACACCAUGUUGCCUUUCUCUAUGAGAGCGGCCAUUAUCGCCAGUGCCAUCACCUGCUCCUCCCACACGGUCACCCUCAGCGUCUGUCUGGCCUUUACUGUCAAAGAACUGGAACCUCUGGUCUGGCAGGUAAGUCUGACAAUUAACAAUGUUGAAUCUGUGAUGUCCAAACUUUCAUCGCUCAACAGGGAACUGUUGAAAUCUGCACUUUACAUCCUGCUGCUAAUGUAGAUUAUUUCACUUUCAGCUUUCCUGUUAUUUUUUGUUUUUUAACUCUUAAGCCUAGAUAGUUACUUUACACCAUUAUGAGUAGCAGCACAAGGGUGAGUGCAUCAUUUUGGUCAGGCUGUUACAUGCACAAUUAGGAAUGAUGGGGUACAGUAUCUUCGUAAUAGGGUCUGAGCUUGAAAGCAGUAAACUUAUCCUAUACCACCAGGAUACAGCACAUUCAGCAAAGCCUCUAGAGUCAAAUGAACUCAGGUUUAAUACACUCAGGACACAGCUCUUCUAACAGAGGAUCUAAAUGGACUCACUCUUGUUGGAGUAGAACACUAUAGUACCAGAACCAAAAUCAACCUGAUACAGCUUCUAAAAACAAACAUAACUCAUACAUUUUAAAAUGAUGUAUGUCUCAGUGACUCUCUCUGAUUAUUUAUAUCAGCAAACACAGUGAUUUCGCUCAAAUCCCUGUAGUUUCUCUUUUUCUUACUCUCUCUCUCUCACACACAUGCACACUGGAAUACUAAAUCAGCAAUAAACCACAGUGAAACAUGGUCAUUGCCCUUGUAUAUAGCAACAAGGCCAACCGAUUAACACGUCAGUCUACGUUUUAAAGGGCCUAAGGUUGACAGAGUGGUGGAAAAGUGCGAUCGAAGUGUGUGCUCUUGCUUUUACGAGGCGGUAAUAAUGUAGGCUUAAGGAAAAGGAGGCAGAUAGCAGGAAAAGUACAUGCUCAAACAUGACUGGAACAUGAGUCAUCUCCUGAUAGUAGCUGCCCUAAUGUUGUGCUCUCUGUGUGUAUUUGUCUACGUGGUGGUAGAUCUUAGCGAAUGUGAUCAUCUUUACCUGUGGAAACCUGGCUGGAGCGUACCACAAACACCUGAUGGACCUCGCUCUGAAACAGACCUACCAAGAUACAUGCAACUGCAUCAAGUCUCCCAUCAAGCUUGAGUUUGAGAAGCAUCAGCAGGUACCCACAUACACACAUGCUGCACAGCUUCAGUGUCACAACAUGUUGAACUUUUACUGCAUGCAAAAGUGUUUUUUUUCCAGUAGCAAAAAAACACCACUUCCUUAUAUCCAUCUUUAUUCUUUCACUUUAAGAAGUUUCAAAAGUUAUGCAAUUCAUCCCUUUGUAAAAUGAUACCAACAUUAAGCUUAACUGAGUAAAAUAUUUGGUGUAUAUACUCACAUUUUUUUCAUAUCAACACAAAUUUUAGUAACACUUUACAAUAACCAUGAUUUAUAAAUGGCAAAUAAAUAGUUUAUUAAUGUAAGAUAAUAGUUACUUUACCAUUAACAAGCAGUGAAAUUAUGAUUUUUCAUUAAUUAUUAAUGGACUAUUUAUUAAAGGUUUAUAUAGGGUUUAAAUAUUGGUUAUAAAACAUCCAGAUUGAAAUGUGUGUCAGUAGCACUUUGUAAAUGAUUAAUAAGUGGUUUAUAAACCACCUAUAAACAUUACUUGAGGGUUAUUGUAAAGUUAGGGUUAGGGUCAGGUUUUUAAAAUUGCAAAAUUUACAAUUUAUUAAUGGUCUAUAUGCUAUUUAUAAAUGAUGAUUAAACAUUAAUAAACUAUCUGCUUACCAUUUACAAAUGGUCCAUUUACCAUUUAUAAGUUAUGGUUAUUUUAAAGUGUUACCUAAUUUUUAUUUCAAAUAAAACCAAGCAAAGAUAAAGCUUUAAACACCACUCUUGUAUUGGCUUUUGUUGCAUAGUGGACGUAUGCAGUGACCAUUUGUGCUCAAGAUUACUAAAAGGGUUUAACCAUUACCACUAUGAGUUUCUAAGGUAGGCUGAAGACGUUUCUAACCUGCUCUCAAAACCAUAAAAAGCAUCUAGGGGCUAAAAUGAAUUUGGACUUUAAAGUUAAUUACCUUUUUUUUCACCACUUAGUUUGGUCUCAGAUGAGGAAUUAGCUAGUCCAUUAUGUCUAAAAAGGCACUAUGUGUUGACAUUAGCAUAUUUGCCUUGACAUUAGUCCUGCUAUCAGACUGUGAAAAUGACAAAUGAAAUUAGUAGUUCACACCAUUCCAAAGGGGUUUGCGAUUAAUAUCAAUGAAAUUUUACAUUUCAUAGGAUUUCCUUUUUUAAGAAUAAUGUACUCCUUAUUACCAAUAUCUACUGUAUGUGUGGGUUUGUGUGUGUGUGUGUGUGUGUCCUGUUUGUUAGAGAAUGCAUGCAAAUGCCAGAACAUGACUAAUCAAAUGCCAAAUUUCAUUCAAAAGCAGAGUAUAAUCACUAGUGCUCAUUAAUUAAACAUGAUGUUUAAAGCCAAAUCUCCUCAGGCUAUAACACCCUCACUCUCAGCGACAGCGAAGAGUGUCCAUAUUUCUUCCGUAAUGAAUAAGUAAAUGAGCACGGUUGGUGUGGGUUUCUAUUUUUAGUUUACCCCAUCACACACACACACACACACACACACACACACACACACUGACAGACUUCUCUCCUAACCCCUCUCUCUCUGUCUAAUUUGUUGUUACGUUUUAGGAAAUGAGCUUGUGCUGUGUGAACACUGUAAUAGCCCUCUCUGCUGUGUGAUGCAUUUAUGAGUCACAUCCCUUAGGCAGAUGCUGUUCACUUUCUCCACUAUGCACAUACACACACAUACGCACACACACAUGCACACUAAAAUCACCUUUAAACAACCAUCCAUCCAAUGUGCAUGGUGUCAGAUCAAGGCAAAAAGCCCGUAUUUUACAUGGUUACAUAAACAGCAGCUACAGGUGAUCUUCCGUAGCUGGUAACUUUUUACACCUGUUCUGUUUAAAUGGUGCACAUGUUAUGAAGUACUGAACUUUUUUGAGCUUUACAAUCAGCUCUACUGGGCAGCUUAAACUUUGAGCAAAACGUAGUCUUCAGAGGCAAUACUGACUUAGAUUUCAUCCGAUUGUGGAAGGAAAGUGGUUGGGUCCUUUUUGAGUGAGUUCGAUGUUCUUAGCAUUAGUUGGAUGUAGGGCUGGGUGAUAAAACGAUAACGAUAUAUAUCGAAAAUUUAUUUCCCUUAAUAUAGAUAUAAAACAUGGUCGAUAUGCUUUUCGAUAGUCAUGUUUUGGUAGACUAUACGAAUAGCCAAUGAAAAGGGGUCUGCUUCGCGCUGAAUUAAUCAUGUGCUGAAUUAAUCAUGUGCUGAAUUAGAACCAUGUAGCAAAAAACUGCGUAGUAGCAGGCAGCAGCUACACACAACCAUAGCACUUUAACAGGUGAAGCCGACAGCACUGUCGGUGAGAAAAAAAGGAAAUGAGUGCUCCCCCCAACAGAAAUGGAGAUGAAGGCUCAACAUAUAAUGAUAUCAUCUACAACACUGGCAUGAAAGCGUCUGUAGGGUGGUAUUUUGUUUUUUUUGAGGUCGGACAUGAAACAGAGUAAUCUGCACUGCAAAUCAUGUUGAGUACAUGUUCUUGUAAAGUCGGGGAAUACCUCAAAUCUUUUCACCACCUGAAGCAACGCCACACGGCAGAGCACGUGCAAUGCAAAAGGUUACAAACCCCGAGCCGAGCAAGGAGCCCAUGGCGCCUGUGCAGCCAAAACAGCCGACCAUUCAGUUUGCUUUCUCUAGUCCAACGCCUCACGACAAAACGUCAAAGAGACACAAAGACCUCACAGAUGCAUAAGCUUAUUGUAUUGCAAAAGACAUGCUACCAAUAAGCACUGUUACAUUUCAUUUUUAUAUUGUGAUAUACAUCGAUAUCGACUGAUAUGCAAAAAAUACAUUGUGAUUUUCCCAUAUCGUCAAGCCCUAGUUGGAUGCUACCUUAGAAGAGUGGAACAGUCCUUGAAGUGGGUUGACCUGGUUCAACUCCCACCCUCAGUCCCUUGCCACAUGUCAUUCCUUGUUUCUAACCUUAUCCACUAUCCUGUCCUCUUAUUUAAGGCAGAAUAAAUCCUACACAAAACAAUGUAUAAAAAAAUAAAAUCAGUGUUACCUGUAUUCUGUUACUCAUCUGAUCUUCAGUCCUGUAACAAACUUCUCAUAUCCUGUCUUGGUUGCUUGACUUUGUCUGACCUUCAUCCCUACCCACUCUUUGUCUCCAGGAGCGUUUGCUGUUAUCCCUACUGCCAGCCCACAUAGCCAGAGUGAUGAAAGCUGAGAUCAUCCAGAGACUACAGGGACCAAACUUUGGUCGAACUGAGAGCGCCAACAACUUUCACAACCUCUAUGUGCAACGGCACACAAAUGUCAGGUCAGGUUCCUUUCUCCUGCAUCUGUGCCUCCACAUCUCAAAGGUUAUAAUUUUCUGCUCUCUUCUCAGCACUCCAUUUCCCCUUUACCUCAUCACCUCCGCCCAAGCCCUGUUCCAGUCUUCUGUUAAUUUCCUUUUCUACUUACUCCCACAUUUAGAUGGCUCUAUACUCACUCCUACCACCCUAUAUAAGCUACCUAUAUUUCUUAUUUACCUCUUCUCCACCAUCUUGAUAUUUCUUUUCAUAGUCACAGCCAAAUCUAAUGCACAGUUAAUCCACUUCCCUUAUUCCUUGAGGUCACUUUGCCGAAUGAAGAGGGAUCUACCUAUAUCCUUUGUUGUAGAUAACAACCUCUCGUAUAGCCAUCAGAUUCAAAAAACAAUUCCAGUUCAAGCAUAAGAAGGAGCUACAUCAUAUACUGAAGCUGUACAGGGCCACACUGUCACUAUAUUCCAUUGAGAAGGGCCUUAGGUGUGCGUGUGUUUUUGUAUUGACAUGUUUGUAUGCGCUGACACGGAUCUGACUACUUUUUACAAAGAAGUCGGCUCAACUUAUUAGCAAAAUGCUAAAACCUGUGAAUUGGUGCUCCUUUUUUUACCUGUUGGUUUAAAAUAUGCUUGAAAAGUUAUAUAAUAUUACUAUUUUGCUUUGUUGUCUCUUGGCUUCCUCACCCUUUGUUUUAUAUAGCUAUUUAAAUCUUUUUAUCGUGAAUCACUUGGGUACCUUUUAACUUGAAAUAAAGUUCAUUGAAAAACAAACAAACUUAAGUUUUGUGGACCCAGAUAGCAGCAUUUCCUCAAACUAGCACUGUGUUGAAGUAAAUACUUUGCUUUUUGUAGUAAAUUUUUGAGAUUUGUGACCUGCUAUAAUGCUCUUCUCACUACUGUGUUGAUAUGCUAAAUCACUAGUAAUGUAAUAUACCAUAAACAAUAAAACAACAUAAAACCAUAACAACAUAAAAAUACAUCAUAAACACAGUAGAGCCAGACAGAUAUGUACAACUUCUAUAAACCUGAAAACUUACACUGAGAUUUGUAAGCGGAAAUGUUUAUGUUUCUGUUAGGAAUCAAAAAGGGGAACCUAAAUCCACUUGUCUUUUUAAAUCUUAUUCCAGUCAGACACUUUGAACUGGUCUUUAUUCGAGACUCAAGUGCUGUUUUUAAAAGUCUGCCAAACUACUUUUUUUCACAAGUAGCAGGUAACUUACAUCGAGUGCAAAAAUGCUAAACAGACUUGUAACUAAAAAGGCUUUUCUGGUCUUUCCUACCACUCAAAGUGCUUUUACACCACAGGCUACAUUCACCCAUUUAUACCACAUUCAUAUGCAGAGAGCCAGAGAUACUAAAAUACAGGACCAUUGGUACCAACCAAUCCCACUCAUGAGGAUUAUGCCACCAGGAGUUAUGUGGGGUUCAGUGCUUAAAGAUACUUAAGCAAGUGGACUGUGGGAGCGGGGAUCAAACUGUCAGCUCUCUGAUGGAGAGGCGGCUGACUCUGCCACCUUAUAACACAUACUCCAGUGUAAAGACCAUAUUAUGUACUGAUAGAGUGGCCUCUACCUCUCUUUAUGAAGUACAAAUAAACUAUAAGUGUGUAAUUACUUGAUGGUUGUAUGAUUAAUAAAUAACAUUAAUAUUUAAAUGAUUUUUGUUUCUUCUGCAGCAUUCUGUAUGCUGACAUUGUAGGCUUCACCAGGCUGGCCAGUGACUGCUCUCCAGGUGAACUUGUGCACAUGUUGAAUGAGCUCUUCGGCAAGUUUGACCAGAUUGCAAAGGUAACUGAGUUAUCAGCACAUUUCAUAGACCAGGACAAGACAAAAAUCAGCCAAACUCUUUCAUGCUUCUCCUGCAAAAUGCAACUCAAUGGUGCACCAGCAUAAGAUGCAGCUUUUUGUCCAUAGCAGUCAAAAAGUGAAGACCAACACCUCAACCCACUUUCAGUUUCACUUCGAUUCAUUUUUACAUUAUCCUGUAAGGUCUCUGUGUUAAAUGUUUUUUAAUAAUAGUUGAAGACAAAAAUAGGUUUGUGCAGUAAUAUAAUUUUCUCUUCUGUUUCCCUUCUUGACAAAAACACUUGUAUCAUAUGUCACGGCACAUUUAAACAUAAGACCAACCAAACACCAUCUACAUUCAGAUUUAGAUCACUUUAUUUAUUUCACUUUAGGGGCAAUUCAGUUUGCAAUAUAUGGCAUACACAGCAAAAGACAGGACAUUUAACACAUUCAGUCAACAAUACAAUACACAAGUCUGUCAAUGUGCAGGACAGCUGAAGGGUCAGCUAUAAAGUGCAGUAGUGGCAAGUGCAAUAGUCACAGUAAAUAAGUAAAUAAAUAAUCAAUUUAAAAGCCUAAAAAGGAAAAAAAAUUAAAAUAACAACCGUGUACACUAUGCACUAUCACUGGCAUUUAAAAGCCUAAUGGCUGAAGGAAUAAAAGAGUUGCCAUUUCUGUUUAUUUCCCAGCUCGGAGUAAGAUAUCGCCUCCCAGAGGGCAUCAAGGAAACACUAAUCAGCCCAAACUAAUCAAGAUGUAAACAGAUCGAUCCUAAAUCCCAAGUCUGCCCCAAACUAAUAAAUAAAGAGCUGAAGUUUGUAAUUGUGUAAAUGAUCUAAGGGGGCAAAGUGGUGGAGUUAGCGAUUCCUCAGAUAUUACUGUAGUGGGAAAAAUAUAUAAAAAUGAUGCAUUAAGUAUACAGAGUACCUGUUUUGUUUUUAAGUAAAGCUCUUAGCAGAUUUGACUGAAUAUUUCUUACAGUAAACCUAUCUGAAAAUUAUGCAUUUACUAAACAAAUUCAGUCUUGUGCUGUCAAUCAUUCCUGGUGCGGCCUUGAAAUGAAUAACUUCUCUUUCCUGCAGCUAGUGCCAGCCUUGUUGUUGUACUUUCUCCGAGCUCUGUGUGAGCUUAGGGCUACAGGUGCUGCAGUGUGGGCUGGUCAGUGUAUCUCGGGGUCUCAUGGGCUCUCUGCUUUCGGGUCCAAACAGUUGAGUCAGGCUCCUCUCUGCUUUAUCCAGCAGUUCUGUCCUUCUGCCUGAUGAAACUGCCGUUAUAUAAACCUGGAGCAGUGAUGAGCUGUUAUACAUCCCACAUGUGGAAUGAGAGCUAAUAGGCUAUGUGUGUGGGUGUAUGAUUUUGGACUUGAUGGAUGUGACUAUGUGUGCAUGUGUGUGAGGUUUGUGCUGAGGUGAAAAAGAAUGUAGCAUGUAUAAAAGAAAAAUUAAACCUUAACUUAAAGUAUUAAUCAUUUUCAAACACAUACUUGAGUUUGAUUAUUGCAUAUUAUGCCCGUCAACAUAAUCCAUGUUCGCUCUCUCUUCAAGGAAAACGAGUGUAUGAGAAUCAAGAUCCUGGGAGAUUGUUACUACUGUGUCUCUGGUCUGCCCGAGUCGCUGCCUCACCACGCCAGGAACUGUGUGAAGAUGGGCUUGGAUAUGUGUGAGGCCAUCAAGUAAAACACCAGAUCUCUUUUCUUUCUCUUCCUCACAAACAGAAACACAAACAAACACACGCCUGUCAAACAGAUAAACCAGAAGGAAUGCCAGGCUUGAUUACAGCUCUGUUUGAGCUCCGGAGUAAACAUAUCGUGAGCCCAAUACGAUAAGCCUCCCAACUGAACAAAUAUAAGUUCCAAACAAAUAGUCCUUUUCACUUUCCCCCUCCUGCUCCAUGUUUCUGUCUCCCAGUCAUCCAUGAACACAUUUAUGAGUUUUCUAGAUUAGUAUGUUUGCUUGAUACCAUUAACCCGUAGUCACUCUGAUGAAAGAUACCAUUUGGCAUCAUUCAUCAGUGGUAUAACACCCCAGUGUCUGUAUUUUAAAUCAGCUCAGAGGAAUUUGUCAACAAAACAGGAAGUUUAUUCUGAGAAAAUGCUGAAUCAUUUUGGCACCAGUCAGACAAUGACGUAGUGGUUACUGCCAGCAUGGGUCAUGGCAGUCUAUAUACAGGUGAUGUGAUAUAAUACAUAUUUGUCACAAAAUACUUGAUGAAAAUCAUUUUUUUUAUUUUUCUUUUGUGUUUCUGUACAAGCUGAAAUAUACGGUGGCCGAGAACCGCCACUGCUGCAAAUAAAAUGAAUACAAAAAAAAAAAAAAAAAAAAUGCCACAACGGAAGUUAUUGAUGAAAAAGAAAGAAACCGAGGCCUACUGCAAAUUUUUUUUUAAAAAGUCACAACAGAAGUUAAGUUAGUGACACCAAAAAAAAGUUUCUUACUGCGAAAAUAUAAGGAUGCAAAUUUUAAAAAAGCCACAACGGAAGUGAGCUGCCGGGGACCAAUAAUGGAAAAAAAGCAAGGGGUCUGCGUACUUAUUUCGAUGAGUAAAGCAACCGAACCAUAAAGCUAACAAACUUGAUUCUCCUCUCGUGGGUGGUCUUUCGGGCCGUAGUGGGUUUCCCAUGUUGGCCAAAGCUAACACUACACCAGCAUCCUCCAGUUCAACUUCAUAUCGACUCAGGUGCAACAUUUCCUUACGAAAUGACACAUUGAAAAGCACACAAAGCGAAAUUAAACAAUAAGUCGUAUUCUGUGGUUAGAUCGUAAAACACUGGUGCAUAAUCAUUAUGCAUCCCUGGCAGCUCACUUCUAUUGUGGCUUUUUUUUCGCAGUAAGCAACUAUUUGUUUAAUUUGCAUUGCCACUUUUUUGUGUCUUUAACUUCCAUUGUGGCUUUUUUUUUUAUCUGCAACAUUAUUUUUUUGCAUCGGUAACUUCUGUUGUGGCUUCUUUUUUGGCACUCUUCUUUUGUUCGCUGUAAUUGGAAGUAAAAAGUAUGCGUAACCUUUUCCCUUCCUCCUGGCUUUAUGCUUACUCAUCUAGCUUCAUCCCAACUCCAGCUCUGUGUCUCAUUAUGCAGUGUAGAACACAAAAACCUGAUAAAAAAAAUGCAUGCAAGUCAUUUCUCCCAAAUUCUGACAAUUAAUUUUCUGCUCUUGGCCCUCAAAAGGAAGGUUCGAGAUGCCACUGGAGUUGAUAUCAACAUGCGAGUUGGAGUUCAUUCUGGAAACGUCCUCUGCGGGGUAAUCGGCCUCAGGAAGUGGCAGUACGAUGUGUGGUCACAUGAUGUAACACUAGCUAAUCAUAUGGAGGCCGGAGGUGUCCCAGGGUAAGGUUUUAUCAAUACUUUGAAGAUUUUAGCUGAAUAUGAACACUUUUUCCUUCAUAUCAGAUCAUGCAUCUUCAGUCUUUGACCAACUUCAGGCCUGAUCUUUGAUGUUGCAUGAUUUAGUUUGUGUACCAAAGAGAGUGUGUUUGGGAUUAGACUGACAUUUCUCUCUCACGCUUCUUGAACUGGAGUUGUACUUUAUUGAGUGAGUAAAUUCCCAUCUGCCUCAUUUGCUCCUUCAUGUGGCCUGAAGCUGGAUGAGCAAGUCUCAGUGACCAGCAGCAUUGUAUCAUUAUCCAGUUCAAGUGGAGUGUUGUCUUCGGUUAUUAAGUGGCUUUUUACCCUUGAAGGAUAACACUCAUUAUUUUGUUUGUAUCGCUUCCUGGGGCGUUAAUAUUACUAGAUCACUUGUAAGCAGGAGAGAAUAACAUAGAUCAGCCUCCACAAACUAACAAAUAUCUCAUCAGUGUCAGGGCCUGCAGGAGGAAAACUAUCCCUGUGCGCAGGUGUUGUGUGCAUACAUUUAAAUAAACCAUUAAGCAUUCAUUGGAUCAAGACAACAAUUCUGACCUAAAAUACAAUGUAUAUAAUAAUCAUAUAAAUAUUAGGUGUCAAUAUUACUUUUAUAUUACUAUUUCAAUGACAUUCAGAAGUUAGGCGGAGGCUGUUGGUGGCUCAGCUCUUGCAUACCACAAUCUGAAUAAAUGAGUCUUUGUUAACUUGCUCAAGGAAGUUAGCUGAAUAUAAGGAGUGACAUUUUUUUGCCAGAUCUGUAAAUAAUCAGCUCCACUGGUGCUCCACUGGUAAUGACUCUCCCCUGUCAUUUAGCUCAUCAUAAAUAGGGAUAGGAUCUAACACCGUCAGAAAGAGAGUGCACAGCACAGUUCUGGGCAGCAGAGUGUGGGACAAAAAAGUAACAAAAAAAAAACAAAAAAGUACUGAGAACUGCUCAGAACUAGAGAACUUUGUUGGGGGCUUGUACUUGAAUAUAUCCGCAAGAUUUGCUUUGUUAUUUAGACCUUGGGAUGGACAGGUGAUGAGCAUUUCAUGGUGCAUUUGUUUGCCAAAAUCUAUUCUUUUUAAAUUUUCUCCUCAGUGGAUUUUCACUGAGCUAAGAUUGUUGUGUUUCAGCUGCCAGCUUCAUCCACAUUUAGCCAAACAUAAGUGUACUACAUAAAGAAAGUGCACCUCCUCUACAUUACUUUAAUCAAGAGCAGACUGACGUGCUGUUCAGUGUUCUUAUUCCAACCUAUUAUAAAUACUUAGGGUAAUUUUAGUCCCCCGCUUUGACCAAUCAUCACUACAUCAGUAAAAUGGCCAUUAGUCCAACCUUCCUGUAAUGAACAUGGGGAAAAAAUAAUUCAGGUGCUUAUGUGUGUUUCUGAAAGUUGCAGCGUGUUUUCUCUCAGGGCUGCUAAUGGUUUGUCUCCUCUUGCCUGCUGAAAGGUAUCUGAAAAAUAUGCCCUCAGAAAAUAAAAAAAAUCACAUUCUCAUCCACUCUGCAAGAGUUGCAAACAAAUCUGAAAAUUGAAGGUGGAAAGAAAAUGAAUUGUCCGACGCUAGCUCUUGACCUCUCAUCAUCUGUCCUCUUAUUACUCUCUGUCUCAUCAUCUCCAGGAGGGUUCACAUCUCCUCAGUGACAUUAGAGCAUCUGAAGGGCUCUUAUAAAGUGGAGCCUGGGAACGGGCAGAGCCGAGACUCAUAUUUGAAAGAACAUGGAGUGGUCACCUACCUGGUCAUCAACCCAAAGGUCAGAUACCAUUCACUUAAAUUGUUUUCAAUGCUUCACUGAUAGGUGUUCUCUGACUUAAGAAAGAAUGAAGGAUUUGAGAUGUUGUAGCAUAACAGGUAAAUCUAAUAUGCAUUUCUUUGGCCAUCCAGGUUCAUCUGUUAUUGUAAUAUUGUUAUUCAUAAGGUUAAAGGUAAAACACAUAAAUCCAGACUGGUGUACCGUAUCUCAGUAGCCUGUUUAGCAGAAUUUUUGUGCAUAUCUUCAUAGUCCCCAGAAUAUGUGUUCGACUUACUUUUGGUCCACAGCCAUGAAUUUGAUAUUUGAUGUUUUGAGAAAACUGCUUUGAUAAAUUAUUAACAGGCUUGCACUCAAGUACCUCCAUACACUUGUAACUUUAUGACUCCUCAACCUAGAUCUCUGUCUGUUGUCUUGUGGUGGGAUUUUGUUUGUUUGUCUCGAAAACUUUACUUUACGACCUCCAAAUCUCAGUCCAGUCAUUGUUUAUUCCCACAAGAGGACAUCUUUGUUGGUGCUCAUAACCAAGAUGUUAGAAUACUGAAAGCUGAUUUCAGAGGAGGAACAUAUGGGAUAAAAACAGUAGCGCUUUUACAUAUGGCACUUCAGUAAAUCAUAAGUAUCUUUAUUUUAAAGCUGUUGUUUUAUACUUUUUCAUACUUUCCUUUUUGAAUUGUUCAACCCUCUUUAAAAAAGAAUGAAGGAUAUGACUUGAUGAAAUGAGAGAAUUCCCCCUUUUAUAAGCAAGAAAGAAAAUAAGUUAUUUCCUAAAAUAAGGUAUCAGAGAGAAGCAAAAAGUUUGGUAACACUUAACUUGAUGCCUAUCUCUACAACGCAAUAUAAACAUACAUAUAAUGCAUUGUAAUCACAUUAUAGCACUGUAUAACUAUAGUUAUAAACACUCAUAAAUGAUCAUAACACUUUAUAGCAAUAAUCAUAACACAUUAUAAAGCAUUUUGUCAUGACUUACAAGGUCAGGUAUUAUAAUGUGUUAUGCUUAUUGUUAUAAAGCCUUAUGAUAAUUAACAAGUGUUUAUAAUGAUAGUUAUACAAGUUUAUAAGCAAAUUAUAACACAUCAUAAAUAUAUGUAUAAUGCAUUAUCUAUGUGGGCAUUGUCAUUGAGUUGUUAACAGUUGUAACACAUUAUAAUACCUGACCUUGAAAGUCAUGAUAAAAUGCUUUAUAAUGUGUUAUGAUAAUUGCUAUAAAGCAUUAUGAUCAUUUAUGAGUGUUUAUAACUAUAGUUAUACAGUGCUAUAACAUGAUUAUAAUGCAUUAUACAUAUAUUUAUAAUGCGUUAUAGAGAUAGGCAUCAAGGAAAGUGUUACCGAAAGUUUUUUUGGGACAACAUUUACGUAAUUCAGAAUAAGUCACUAACUGGGAUGGUGUUUGUCUAUUUAUACCCACAGAAGUUGUCGGUUUUCAGAUUCAGUAACUGCUAUGGCAGGUGUUUGAGGCCAUGAUGACAUAAUGAGCCCAAACACAGAACUGUAAUGGUCUAUUUUCAGCACUGCUGCUUUAGAAACGUUUCGAUUUGCAGGUCAGGUUAGCACAAAAGAUCCCACGCCACCUUCUCAUCCUGCCAAGAGUAUAGUAGGCAGCUAGACAAUUUUUGACAAUAUCAAGUUUGGGAAAAUAAGCAACAGAGAAUGAAGCAUUGCAAGUAUUUCCUCAAAUAAAGCACAUCUUAAGAGUAAAAUCUUGACUUGGAUUCUGCCUUAUGUAACUUUUUAGUUAGUGUGUGCAUGUUGAAAAUGUUUUUGUUAAACCAGGACAUUCAAGGUUGUUGGAAGACUUACAGAGAGCUGCCUAAUUUGUGAACGUAAAGCCAAGAAUAGCUCUAUGCAAAAUUUGUUUCUGGAAUUGAGACUCAACUCUUUCUCUAUUGGCAAAUUAAAGCCCAUACUUUCUGGUCUUCUGCCUUCCUAUACUACUUAGCCAAAAUGCAACAACCCCCAUUAGUACCCACAUUAAGACCCCAUUCUCCCCCCGCCAGGCAUUUCGUGUUCAUGAACUGCUUUUAAAAUACCCUUUUGAGAGUCUUAUUGCUUUUUCAAAACUCACAUUAGCAACCACUAAAAUCACUGACUCUUUGGGAUGAAUUUCCCCUGAUGUGCUCCCCCUUUACAUUUCCAUCCUCUAAUGUCUCAUAGAGAAGCUUUGCAGUGAAUGGAUAAUUUGUGUUUGAGUGAUCCUAUAACUCAUAACCAACAAUUUCCUCACUGCUUAAAAAGUAUCUGCACAGGCGAGUGAUUGAGGAUGUUGUGUUUGAUACUGCCAUGUUUAUCACUUAUCAGAAAUUCAUGUGUCUCUCAGGACAUCCUCUGUGUAGUCAUUACUCUAUAAGUUAUAUUUCACUUUUGAAUUAGGAAUCUUUUGGCAAAGAUAAAAGCUACAUCAGAUAAUUUCGUCGUCAGUACCACUCUCUGUAUAACACCAUGGGAGUAGAAGCCUAAUUCACCUCCUGAAUGUUUUUAUCCACAAAUUGACCUUACAGGAAAUGUCCGCAAAUUUGACAAGAUGCUGCACUGUGUCCUCUGGGUGUUUGUGUAGCAGAUAGUUUUGGAUCAGAUAUUGAAAAAAAAGGCGUUGAGUGUUAUGUGGCUUUUUGAAACAGCCAUGAAUGGAUAAAGGCUGAAGCUGGAGCGUGGGCCGCAGGAGGUGUCGUCGCUGCUGUCAUUGACAUUGACUGUCACUGUCAGAGCUGUUCAGUACACCCGCAGGAAAUGAACACCGACAUUUUGGACAUUGGUCUAUUUCAGAUCUCGAAGCCUUACAUACCAUGUUUGGUGAGUCACAACACCCAUCUUUGUCAGCCACUGAAAUAAAUCACCAGAGGGAGGGAAACAGGAAAAAUCAUCCAUCAGACACAGUUAUUUGUUGUUGUUUUUUUUUUUUUUUUUACUGUGUUGGAUAAUCGACAAACUUUACUCUCUAUGGCUCUUUUCCAAGCAGUGUUUUUGUCAGCAAGUAAAAUGGUGCUGCGUUUGUCAGAGAGAAGCACUUAGCUUGGAUAAAAAGAGCACAGCUUCAUUCUCUAUAAGUGUUUUAAGCAGCUAAAAACAUUGGCAGGCCAGUAGCAGAUGUCAAGAGCUGUCAAUUGACCACUGUUCCCAAACAACAAAGUCCUUUCUACUUUGCAUCCUCUCAAUCACACACACACAAAGUAUCACUUCAAUAAUAUACGUACAAUGAUAAUAAAAUUUUUCAUUUUAUUUUAUUGAACCUUUAUUUUACCAGGAAUGUCCCAUUGAGAUUAAAUACCUCUUUUUCAAGGGAGUCCUGGUCAAAAAGCAGAAAGAAGUUACAGUUUCAACAGUGACAUACAAAUUAGAUAAAACAGUAACAGGUUAAGGCAGUUGUCUCAAGUGCUCUCAGUCUGGAUUUAAAGUCAUUCAAUGAGUUAAAAAUCUAUCUUUAAUCUAUAUCUUUAUAUCUAUCUAUGAUCUAUCUUUCUUUCUAUUGCUCUAUCUGUCUGAACAUAGCAAUUUAGGUGUGGGGAACGCAACAAAAGUCAUCUUUAAGCCUUUCUCUGGUACUACAUCUUUGUUUAAUCAUGUUAUUGUUACCUGUGACCCACGGCGUGUUUUCAGGGAAAACAAAUAUAGUCUUAAUUUGUAAGACAGAUCUCUUCCAAGUCACCAAGUACCAUCGCUAACCACCUCUGCCCUUCUGUAUGUUGUUUGUUUGUUUGUUUUUUUCAGACUGAGAGGCACAGUCCUUUGUUGGGCGUACGUUCCCGUCCCUCCUUGGAUGGCGGGAAGAUGAGGGCGUCAGUCAGAAUGACACGGUAUCUGGAGUCCUGGGGCGCAGCCAAGCCCUUUGCCAACCUCCACCAUAGAGACAGUAUGACUACAGACAAUGGCAAGAUCAAUACAACUGUGAGUACAGUAGUUAAUGUAAGUGGUCUGUGUUUAUAUGGCGCUUUUUAAGUACAUUUACAUUACACGCCACAUCAACUUGUUCACAAAAAACUGAAUCCUACUCACACACCGAUGGGAACAACCAGCCAAGGCAGUUUUGGGUUAAAUGUUGGGGGAUGGAAACUAAACACUGAGAGAUGACCGACUCUUCCACAAAGCCACAGACACCUCAGAGCAGCGUUUCCCGCCUUACUAACACAGAUAGAGACUUCAUGCUCUGAAGAAUUGUCAAUUUCUUGUUUCAGGAUGUUCCUAUGGGGCAGUACCACAUCCAAAGGCGAGAACGGUGAGCUAGCAGAAACACUGCUUUGUGAUCCUGAUAUAUUUUAUCAAAUGUAAAUUUGUCCCCCAUCUUUUAAAUCCCAGGUCCAAAUCUCAACGGAGGAGGUUUGAGGAGGAACUCAACGAGAGAAUGAUUCGCACCAUCGACGGCAUCAACUCACAGAAGUAUGCACUAUGUUCCCCGCAGGUCUCAUUUAUACAUCAUUUUUAUUUACUGUUACUUCAAAUAAAGAGACUCUUAGUGCUAAAUAAAAAUACACAUCACACUCUGAGUAAUCAUUUUUACUAUGCUGUGAUAAUGGUGCAUUUAACUCAACCUUAACAGCCUACAGAAACCCUUAAAAUAUAAAUAUUUUGUAUAUUUCAAAUUAAAUUUUUAAUGCUUUUCAAGUGUUAUAUUGAUAGCUCAUAAUAAAAUUAUAUUGAGGGCUACUUUUGUUGUUCUGGGUAUCUUACAUCUCAUUUAUUCUGUGAUGUAGCUUCAAUUCUGAUCAAGCCAAUUGCACAGAUGUCUAAUGGAAGUUACAAUGAAAGUUAAAAAUUCCAGGUGUAUGGUUGUUUAGAAACCUAAAAAAACAGAUUUUUGCCUUACCACUUUGAUAAAGUCCUUAGCUUUUGUAUUGCAGUACAUUAUAAGUAAAACAGACUUAAAGUAGUUAUAUUUAGACACUUCAUGAGAAAACAUCAGGAGGGGAAUAUUAAAAAACAAUAUGUCACACAGCCAAGUCCUUUAUGUGAUAUUGUUUGUGUCGUCAGGCAGUGGCUCAAGUCUGAGGAUAUCAAGAGGAUCUCAUUGUUCUUUCACAACAAAGCUCUUGAGAAGGAGGUAGGUAAACCACCGGCAUUUAUUGUUCACCAGGAAAACAAAUCUGUUCAAAUGUGAAGUAGAGUGAAACAAAAGUCAGCACAAUCUCAUAAGACACAUACUACCCACUAUAUGAUUUGCUCACUGUCUGUGGAUGUAAGCUAAGCAUGUUUUUCUUGUUGCUAUGCGACUUAUUUCCAGUUAUUUUGCUUUUUCUCUCUUCUUAACAGUACAGAUCGACAACAUUACCUGCCUUCAAGUACUAUGUCACCUGCGCCUGUCUCAUAUUCUGCUGUAUAUUCAUAGUACAGGUCCUUGUCUUGCCCAAGUAAGUCUGCAGCUCAUCACAGAAUUCACACUGCAUUUUCCCCCCUGUAGCAUCAGCACACUCCAGCUGUGGCAGCAAGUUGAUGUGAGAAAGCCAUUAGACGCCAGCUGGCUCCUACUGAAAUUGAUGGGGGGAGUGAAGAGGGGAGGGAGAACGCUAAAAAAGCAGAUUGAGAUGAAAGGGCACCAUGUCUGAUAGUUAGCGUAGAUCAGGGGAAUCAAAGUGCAUCAUCUCUUUAAUAACAUGGAAUCAGAUUCACGGUCAGGCUAAUUUACUGUCUGAGGUAGCCAAGGGAGUCAUUUAGCUUUUGAGAGGUCAAUGAAUGUCUACUUCACCUUUGUCUUUCACUCCUUUUGUCUUUGCUUAAUUUGCUGCUCUGAUGUUACAUUUAGAUGUGACAUUGUGUGCGUAAUGGCAAGCUUCUUAAAUCAGGAAGUCAGUAUCCCCCUCUUGAAAAAAAUUGAACAUGAACAUAAGUGAUUACAAAGCACGCACAACAUGGGACUACGCAAUCCACCAUUGUGCUUACUCAGGGUAAAUGGACUGCAGGUCUGAGGUAGAAUACAUUAGAACCUUAAUCACAUUUAUUGGCCUGGAUGGCACUGCAGAGGGCCGAGAGGUGCCAACUGGGAUUAAUGUAAUGUGUGUGUGUGUGUGUGUGUGUGUGUGUGUGUGUGUGUGUGUGUGUGUGUGUGUGUGUGUGUGUCUGUGUGUCUGUGUUGUAGAACUGCUGUGUUGGGGAUCUCCUUUGGCCUGGCUUUCCUGCUGUUGGCUUUGAUCCUGCUCCUUUGCUUUGCAGGUCACAUUCUGGUAGGUUUGCCCAGUAAAUACUGUGGAUGAAUACACACAAACACAUUCACACAUGCUAACCUUUACAGACGCUUCACUUUGUAAAGUAUCAUAAAAAAAACAAACAUAGAAAGAUGUAUGAAGAUCUCAUGGAUGGUAAAGCCCUCUAUGUGCUGCUGACACCCUCAUUUUUAAUGCAGGAUCCUGAAUCUAAACUCUUUUUGGACUGACAUUUGCUAAACAUAUGUGUGCAACUCCUUCAUUUUCCCACAAAUAUAAACAUACUCCAUGGAAACUAAAAAUGACAUCCAUCAUCCAUAUCAAUCAAUCAAUCAAUCAAUCAAUCAGAUUUUAUUUAUAUAGCGCCAAUUCACAACAGGCGUCAUCCCAAGACGCUUUCCAACGAAAAAAAACAGGUCUAGUCCACAAUCAUUGUUUGAUGAAUUAUCAAGACCCAACCUUAAGAUGGGACAGAUUUGACCCAUCUCAUCUAACAUGAGUGACAGUGGCAAGGAAAAACUUCCCUUUAACAGGUAGAAACCUUGAGGAGGACCAGACUCAUGCUAGACAGCCACCAGGCCACUGCUGAGUUGGGGAGAAAAACAGAGAGAUAGGGAGGGAGAGAGAGAGAGAGGAGUAGGAGAGAGGACAGGGGGAGAGAAAGAGAACAAGAUAGAGGUAAGGAGAGAGAGAAUAGGUAAGGGAGAGAGAGAAACAAAAGCAACAACAACAACAGCUCAUACAGAGUUGUGUUUGCAGAGCUAGUUCUGAUUAAAUAAUAUGAAUUCAGUUUACAGGAUCAGGUUAUAAGUAAUUAUGGACUAAGUUAGAUAAAUUUGAUAUGAUUACAGUCAGCAGGCCUAAUAGUUGUAUAUUUUAGCUUUAUUUUAUUCAUGUCGGUGAGGCUGAUGUUCAUGUCUGCAGCAACAGUCCAGAGGAACCAAAGAGAAGAAGGAGCUCAGGGCCUGAGGCGGACAAUCAUAGACGAUGCAGCUGGAGUCAGGCAGGUCCACAUAUGAAGCCAAAAGUUCUGUGGCAUAUGUGUUUGAAGAUGAACCCAAAAUGCAACCAGACUAGGAAAAACAAUGUUUAACAGGUGUAUUCACAAGAUAAUAGCUGUGGUGAGGGAAUCCAAGUGGGAGUGUUGGGCAGUGGGCUGCUGAGAAGCUCGGUGGGAGGCACUGGAAAAAAGGAAAGAAAUCGAGGGUUAACAGGAAUCCAAAACACACCAAAAAUCCUAAAUGAAUAUACUUAGUCCCCAGAUGCUCAGGUGGCCACAGUACCACUGCAUGUAGGGGAUAAUACUGUGACGCUAAGGCUUGUGUCAGCGGGGGUUUUAAGGCCAGCUGAUUGCAGAGUAGGGACAGGUGGGUGCAAUCAGCCUCUGUGCCGUGGGGGGAAGGGUGCAGCCUCUGAAACAGGUAAAGUGACAGCAAAGCCCACACAGUAAACAGACAAAACAAAAAACUGAUAAACAAGUCUGUGGUCACCACAUGUAAGUGACCAUGAACAGUAUUUAUCUUCAUCUCUGUCACAUUUAUUGUUGAAUUCUCUCAGAUAUUUCUCGUCUUAAAUAUGAACCAGCCUGGACUGAAGUGUUAAACAACAUAAUGUCACUAACACUCUGCAAAUCUCUAAUGACUGUGUGAAACCACUGCUUCAAUAUAUGACAUAGCUGACAAAGUAUCCUCUGGUUACACAGAAAUGUACGAUUACAAGAUGGAAAAGUGACCUUUAAAGUAAAGUAAAGCCCUCAACUCUAAAGCAACCAUAAAAUAAGCAAAGGUUGAAGCUCCCCAUUUUGCUUUGCUCAUCCAAUCUUUUUUUUUUUUUGUACUUUGUGGAUGUACAAUUUAAAUCCCAUUCAUCUAAAUCCUUAUUAUUAACUCGGAAGAAGUUGUUAUGUCUUUCUAUUUUGAUUAGCUGUGUGUCUAAAGCCAGACAUUUCCUUUUUUUAUCUCUUCUGAAAUCCAUUUCCUCCACAAAGCUGUCUCAGGUACAAGCGAAGAGAAGAGAAUUAUUUACAAGCUGCCACAAUUACCUUUGAGAAGUGGUUCAUGGACAAUCACUUUCUUCACAUCUUGUUCCUGAAAGUAGUAUUAUAACCAAGAACAUGAAGCUCAUUCUCAUUACUGAAGAGUUAUAAUUGAGCUUGUCUGACCAGAUCCAAGUACUUGCCUUACACUCUGCUUGAUAAUGGAUUUGCACUCACCAUCAAUUAAACACUGACCAAGUUGUCAGUACAGGCUACUCUUAUUUCCAGCAAAAGAGAAGAGAGCUCCUAACAGCUAAGUCUUACAACUCUGGAUUUGAAUGCUUAAGCUCAUGCUGGUUGUUUUUGUGUAACGAUGAUUGAUGAGGCAUAUCGUAUGGAAAGGAAGCACUCAGCUUAUCCAUGAAUUGAUGGUUUUACAAGUUGCUGUGAUCAAAUAUGUUUAGAAAUUUUUAUUCUAAGGGCAGAGCACAUUCAUAAGCACAAAAUAAGAUGUCAAAGAUUAAUGUCCUUUAAUACUUUGUUCAAGUUUUCACGAAUAUGUUCAUCUGUGUUCAGGUUAAUAUAACCUGUUUGGUGUUAGCAACAAAUCUAAAACCAAGUACUUAAUGCAAGAGAAAAAAAUUAUUCUCUCAUGAGUAAAAAAACACUAUAUAUAUGUAUAUAAUGUUUUCUGUCCAGUUAAUUUCCAAUGAGGCACCAUGCCUUUGGUGUGUAAAUAAGAAAUGUGGGUAACACUUCACUUGACGCCUAUCACUAUAACGCAUUUUAUAUAUAUAUAUAUAUAUGUAUAUAUAUAUAUGUUAUAAUCACGUUAUAGCACUGUAUAACUAUAGUUAUAAACACUCAUAAAUGAUCUUAAUGCUUUAUAGCAAUAAUCAUAACACAUUAUAAAGCAUUUUAUCAUGACUUACCAGGUCAGGUAUUGUAAUGUCUUAUGCUUAUUGUUAUAAAGCCUUAUGAUCAUUAAUGAGUGUUUAUAAUGAUAGUCAUACAAGUUUAUAAGCAAAUUCUGACACAUCAUAAGUCAGUGAGUUGUUAAUAAUUGUAACACAUUAUAAUACCUGACCUUGUAAGUCACGAUAAAAUACUAUUUGUGUUAUGAUUAUUGCUAUGAAGCAUUAUGAUCAUUUAUGAGUGUUUAUAACUAUAGUUAUACAGUGCUAUAACGUGAUUAUAACACAUUAUACGUAUAUUUACGAUGCCUUAUAGAGAUUGGUGUCAAGUAAAGUGUUACCGAAAUGUGUAUUCAUGUUGUACUAUGGGGCUUUGAUGUCACAGACUGAACUACUCUGAGUUUUUAAAAUCACAGAUUUUAUUCACACUUCCUCUUUCUUUGCAUCCCCAGCAGGGAGGAAAGGGGUCACUCUGCUCUGUGACCUGGUUCCCCACUUCUUCACGCAUCAUUGUGACCAAUAAUCCUUGGCUACGAUUGGUUUUCACCUUAACAACUACUGCUCUCAUACUAGUGAUGGCUGUCUUUAAUAUGGUAAGUAGUGUCCACAGGUAAGGAUGAUGUGAAUAAAGGAUUUUUGGACGGUGUAACUCAUUGCAAAAGUACCAUUGGGACACAUCUGGCUAUUUUUUGUUAUUUGUAUCAUUUGCACUUGAUUUAAUGUAGGUCAUAGUAAGGAGGAAGGUUUAGUUUUCAUUCAGCGCUCUGUUUAUUUUUGUUCACACUCAGAAAAAAAGAACUGAUCCAAAACUAAUUUUGCACACUGAUAUAAUAAUAGAAAUUAAAAUGACAGAUCUGUCUCAUAUUCCACAGUUACACAGCAGAAGCUUCUAGUAAAAUACAAGAUAUAUACAGGGUCUCUGGCCUUUUUUGUGAACCAAUCGUUUUGUUUUAUCUGGUAUGUGUCUCUUUACUUUUUUCUGUAGACAUCAAUCUAUGAAUAAGAGAUCUCAUCCUAUGUGUCUGCAGUAUAGAUUUACAUUUCCAACUGAUGCGACUAAAGAUAUGUCUAAAUCCUCAAGAUCUUUUUUUUUAACUGCAUAUCUAUAUAUACACACACGGCUGCAUCCAGCUGUGCUCAGUUUUCCAUCUUAUAGAAGCUCAGUUCAGCAGUUUGUUGUCAUAGACGGUCAAACUCAGCAGGUUGUCUUCUUUUCUUCCCUUUUUGAUUUUAAAGCAGAGAUAUGACAGUCUUACUUCAUGUAAGGGGCCCAACUUUAAGUACAACAAGCUUUCUUGUUUGUUUGUUUUUCUCAAAGUUUUUUGUGGAGGAUCCGGGAGGAUCUGUUGAGGAGGUCCAGACAACUCCUCCGCCUGUGAACCUAACUAAUGAGACCCUGUUCGAAGACAUGGAAGAAACUAUCAGGGAAAACCAGUUUUACCUGCCAGUAAGUACAACAUCGGUGGGAAAAAUGCAUCGGCUGGAGAGUUGUUUAUGUAUUGAGUAUAAAUGUAUACUCAUUCAACCAUGUCUGAAGCAUAUGUUGUGGCAUUCAAAGAAACUCUGUAUAGUUGAACUUCACAUGUAUGAAUCACAUGGUGGUGUGAAAGCAGGAUUGAUUAUCUGCUGUCAGGCGUCUGCUAAAGCUGAAACACUGAUGUCAUUUUUACUUUCAAUGAAGAAAAGCCAAAGAGACAACCAUGUCACUUUACUAUGAAGGAAACUUUUGUACAAACAAUAUGGAUUCAACUCUAAACUAGGGCCCCGUUGGGGCACUGGCGGGCCCGAGCCGUGUCACGCCGCCCCCAGCGCGACCUCCUCCCCCACCCAAUCGCGUCACACUCAAGGUCCAAAGAUGGUGUGCGCACUUGUUUGUGGUCAUUUACCAUUAUAAUGAACGGGAGGCGCAGUUUCUACCAAAACGCUCGCUGCAGAAAAACUCCAUGUCCUAUUUGAAAAAAGUCUGGACCAUGAGUGAGGGCACAAACACAGCUAAGAUAUAUCCAAAUGGCAAGUUGCUCCUCCUUUCGCUUUUGCCGAGAGAGCAGUGCGUUUGAGCCAUUGAAUGAUGAACAGGAAAAACUUGACUUUAUUCUCCUGCCAUGGGGGGGCGCUCUUUUAAAGAGAAAAAACUCCUUCACAAAUGUGUUGAUGGCUGGACAUUGCAUCAUCCUAGAAAACAUGGAGGCCAGUGAGGACAAAAAUAAAAAGUUAUAAGACUUUUAAAUAUGUGGAUUUUAGGGUUAUAUUUGGCGCCCCCUAGAACCUAAACCGUGGGGUGCAGCGUCAUGAUUUGAAUAACUUUUAAUGGCCAUGGGGUGUAGAUUGGCCUGAGCAAAUGUGGUGCCGGUGGAACGAAAGCCUUCGGAGGAAUUAGCGAAAUUCCAAUGUGUGCGAAUCUGCAAAAAAUGCGAAAUAACCCUUUAACUGUACAUUUUACAGAUACGUGGCCAUUGACUUUUUCGAAGAUCUUAUUGAAAUACACGUGUAUGUAAAAUUUUGUGUCAAUACGACAAAACAUACAGGCGUAGCACUCAACAAUGUGUAUUUUCACCUUAGUGGACAAGAAAAAAUUGACUUUUUUCUCCUGCCAUGGGGGGGCGCUCUUUUGCCGAGUAAAAAUUCCUUCACAAAUGUGUUGAUGGCUGGACAUUGCAUCAUCCUAGAAAACUUGGAGGCCAGUGGGGACAAAAAUAAAAAGUUAUAAGACUUUUAAAUAUGUGGAUUUUAGGGUUAUCUUUGGCGCCCCCUAGAACCUAAACCGUGGGGUGCAGCGUCAUGAUUUGAAUAACUUUUAAUGGCCAUGGGGUGUAGAUUGGCCUGAGCAAAUGUGGUGCCGGUGGAACGAAAGCCUUCGGAGGAGUUAGCGAAAUUCCAAUGUGUGCGGAUCAACAAAAAAUGCGGAAUAACCCUUUAACCGUACAUUUGACAGAUACGCGCGCAUUGACUUUUUCGUAGAUCUUAUUGAGAUACAUGUGUGUGUCAAUUUUUGUGUCAUUUUGCCAAAGCGUACAGGUGUUACACUCAACAAUGUGUAUUUUCACCUUAGGGGACAAGAAAAAAUGGACUUUUUUCUCCUGCCAUGGGGGGCGCUCUUUUGGGGAGUAAAAAUUCCUUCACAAAUGUGUUGAUGGCUGGACAUUGCAUCAUCCUAGAAAACUUGGAGGCCAGUGAGGUCAAAAAUAAAAAGUUAUAAGACUUUUAAAUAUGUGGAUCUUAGGGUUAUCUUUGGCGCCCCCUAGAACCUAAACCGUGGGGUGCAGCGUCAUGAUUUGAAUAACUUUUAAUGGCCAUGGGGUGUAGAUUGGCCUGAGCAAAUGUGGUGCCGGUGGAACGAAAGCCUUCGGAGGAGUUAGCGAAAUUCCAAUGUGUGCGGAUCGGCAAAAAAUGCGAAAUAACCCUUUAACCGUACAUUUGACAGAUACGCCCGCACUGACUUUUUUGUAGAUCUUAUUGAGAUACAUGUGUGUGUCAAUUUUUGUGUCAUUUUGACAAAGCGUACAGGCGUGACAGUGAAUAGUGUGAAUUUUCACCUUAGGGGGCGCUAUGGAGCCAUUUUGCAUUUUCUUGUUUGGGCGACUUCGGAAUAUCAAAUUUUUCACCAGGCCCGGUCGUCCUGCCAAAUUUCAUGAGUUUUCACCAGUGGGAAGUGGGCCAUUUUCCAGUUCAAAGGGGAGGAAAAAUAAUAAUAAUAACUAGGGCCCCGGUGGGGCACUGUCGGGCCCGAGCCGCGUCGCGCCGCCCCCAGCGCGACCGCCUCCCCCUCCCGAUCGCUUCACACUCAAGGUCCAAAGAUGGUGUGCGCACUUGUCUGUGGUCAUUUCCCAUUAUAAUGAAUGGGAGGCGCAGUUUCUACCAAAACACUCGCUGCAGACAAACUACAUGUCCUAUUUGAAAAAAGUCUGGACCAUGAGUGAGGGCACAAACACAGCUAGGAUAUAUCCAAACAGCAAGUUGCUCCUCGUUACGGUGUUGCCGGGAGAGUGAUGCGAUUGAGCCAUUGAGUGAUGGGCAGGAAAAACUUGACUGUUUCUCCUGCCAUGGGGGAUGGGGGAUGGGGGAUGGGGGGGGAUGUGGAUUCUUUUAAGAAUGUGGAUAUUUGGGUCAUCUUUGGCGCCCCCUAGAACGUAAACGGUGGGGUGCAGCGUCAUGAUUUUUACAACUUUGAAUGGCCAUGGGGUGUAGAUUGGCCUGAGCAAAUUUGGUGUCAGUGGGACAAAAGCCUUAGGAGGAGUUAGCCACAUUCCAAUGUGUGUGAAUCGGCAAAAAAUGCAAAAUAGCCCUUUAACCGUACAUUUUACAGAAACGCACGCAUUGACUUUUUCGUAGAUCUUAUUGAGAUACAUGUGAUUGUCAAAUUUUGUGUCAAUAUGACAAAGCGUACAGGUAUGACAGUCAACAAUGUGUUUUUUCACCUUAUGGGACAAGAAAAAAUGGAAUUUUUUCUCCUGCCAUGGGGGGGCGCUCUUUUGGGGAGUAAAAAUUCCUUCACAAAUGUGUUGAUGGCUGGACAUUGCAUCAUCCUAGAAAACUUGGAGGCCAGUGAGGACAAAAAUAAAAAGUUAUAAGACUUUGAAAUAUGUGGAUUUUAGGGUUAUCUUUGGCGCCCCCUAGAACCUAAACCGUAGGGUGCAGCGUCAUGAUUUGAAUAACUUUUAAUGGCCAUGGGGUGUAGAUUGGCCUGAGCAAAUGUGGUGCCGGUGGAACGAAAGCCUUAGGAGGAGUUAGCCACAUUCCAAUGUGUGCGGAUCGGCAAAAAAUGUGGAAUAACCCUUUAACCGUACAUUUGACAGAUACGCGCGCAUUGACUUUUUCGUAGAUCUUAUUGAGUUACAUGUGUGUGUCAAUUUUUGUGUCAUUUUGACAAAGCGUAUAGGCGUGACACUCAACAAUGUGUAUUUUCACCUUAGGGGACAAGAAAAAAUGGAAUUUUUUCUCCUGCCAUGGGGGGGCGCUCUUUUGGGGAGUAAAAAUUCCUUCACAAAUGUGUUGAUGGCUGGACAUUGCAUCAUCCUAGAAAACUUGGAGGCCAGUGAGGACAAAAAUAAAAAGUUAUAAGACUUUUAAAUAUGUGGAUUUUAGUGUUAUCUUUGGCGCCCCCUAGAACCUAAACCUUGGGGUGCAGCGUCAUGAUUUUGAUAACUUUUAAUGGCCACGGGGUGCAGAUUGGCCUGAGCAAAUGUGGUGCCGGUGGAACGAAAGCCUUCGGAGGAGUUAGCGAAAUUCCAAUGUGUGCGGAUCGGCAAAAAAUGCGAAAUAACCCUUUAACCGUAAUUUUCACAGAUACGGCCGCACUGACUUUUUUGUAGAUCUUAUUGAGAUACAUAUGUGUGUCAAUUUUUGUGUCAAUAUGACAAGGCGUACAGGCGUGACAGUCAAUAGUGUGAAUUUCCACCUUAGGGGGCGCUAUGGAGCCAUUUUGCAUUUUCUUGUUUGGGCGACUUCGGAAUAUCAAAUUUUUCACCAGGCCCGGUCAUCCUGCCAAAUUUCAUGAGUUUUCGCCAGUGGGAAGUGGGCCAUUUUCCAGUUCAAAGGGGAGGAAAAAGAAGAAAGAAAGAAACAAAGAAAAACCCCUUGGGGAAUAAUAGGGCUCUCGCAGCUGCUUAGCAGCUACGCUCGGGCCCUAAUAAUAACAAAAGAAGGAAACUACAGGAACAAGAGGGCUCUCGCAGCUGCUUAGCAGCUACGCUCGGGCCCUAAAAAAGAUCCAACCUAAAUGAAUGUUGACUGCAGUCAGCUGUGAUGCCACGUUGUCUGACAUGGGGAUUUCCUGGAGCUCAAAGCUGUCAUUGAUCGUCUUCUUUAUCUCCUGUCAGUUUGGUCAAGACCUCUGUUUUAAACUGUAUGGAAGUAAAGUAUUAAGAGAAGUGUGACCAUGACAAGCUGUCUUAGGGUGUCGCAUAAAACAAGUCAUUGUAAUAUACAGUAAGGAACUCUAGGCCUGCUCUUGAUAUCUAGCUACAUGGCGACUGUGCUGACCUUCUAACCCUUUCAGAGCAGCACACUACUCUUCACUCAACAAAUAUGUGUAGCUACGUGUCUUUAUUGUCGCUUUUCCUUGUCAGUAUAACUUCUGUUAUCAACAAGAUGUCAGGGUUAUCUGUUGCUCAAGUCACGUUCAAAAACCUCCCGUUUCUUUAUCCCUUUUCAUCUACAGUACUUUAUCUACUGCUGUAUUCUGGGCUUGGUGUCAUGCUCUGUAUUCCUGAGGAUCAACUAUGAGCUGAAGAUGGUGGUGAUGCUGGUUGCCGUGGUGAUCUAUAACGUCAUUAUUCUUCAGACACAUGCCUCCCUGUUGGAUGGAUUUAGCAAAGAACUAUACCAAAAAACUACUCUGGAUAGGUAGGUACCUAAAAUCAACACUGUCUGCCUGAAACCUCCCGCUCUGGCUCUAAAAUGACUAAUGAGACUAAACCUCUAGUUUUAGGAGGAAAAGGUACGACUGUGGUGGAAAAUCAGUCAUGACUGUCACUCAAGUGUAACCCCCAGAGAGAGAGAUGAUGAGUGGCAGAAUAAGCUACAGUAGUUUAUCUCAUGGAGCAGAAUUCAUUUUGCACAUCUGACUGACAGCUGGAGUCUCACUGCUAGAAAAUUCCAUUAAGAAAAAAAUAAGUUUUCAGAACAAAACUAAAGAGAGAAAUACUUUAUCCAAACCAUAUUUCCCUGUAUGUCUCUGAGUGUCUCUUCGGCUUGACAAGUGUGAAGAGUACAUUAUUGUCGCCAAAGCACCAGGGAAUCUAAGGAAGAACAGUCAUGAGAGGCUAAACUGACUUUAUACAGGACCACAUCAUUUAAUAAAACAACAGAAGAAGUAAUGAGCUAAUUAAUUAAUAAGAAAUCCCAGGUAUGCAGAUCUAUCAUUUGAUCAUUUAUUGGAAGCAUUGGCAUUUUUUUCUGAAUGAAGAUAAUCUCUGCUUCAGUGUUAUCAUAUUUUCAUCGUUUUUCAUGUUAAUGUCGUCCCUCUUUUACAAUACUGAACCUUUUUAAAAUCAUUACAGACUGUCAGUGUUCUCAAAAAAACUGAUAAAUAAAACAAAAGUCUUUGAGUUUUAAAAAGAUGAUUGGAAUAGUAUCCAAUAAAUUUCAACUAGGAUGGACACUGUCAAUGAAACAGGAAGAAUUAAUGCGUUAGUCAGGCCACAUGUACCACUGCAAAUCCAUACAUAUUUGUUCUUUCUUUCUUUCUUGAUUUGUUUAUAUAUUUAUAAUUACAAAAUAGUACAUAUGUACACCAAACAACUGUGCAUGUCAAAGAUAAAUUUACACAACAUAUGUAUGUCAAAAACAAACAGUUUGAAAAGGAACAGAAUGAAGCAAAGUAUAAAUACCUACAUAUUAUACACAAAGAUAUCUGAUCAACACUACUUGCGUUACUUAUUGUAAUUAUUUUCAACACAUUUGUUGGAUAAGGCAAAUGUAUAAUUUGGCGCAAUAACACCACAUGUUUGAACUCAGUAACUCAGAUUUAGGCUGUGUCCGAAAUGAAUCACUCAAUCCCUAACCCCCAUAUGGGGUUUCACUAUACAGCUGACUUUGUAGUGAGCUCAAUCACCAGAGGUUUUUGACACUACCGUUGUGACGUUGCUGCAUGACGGGAUGCCCACCACCGGUGAGUGACCAUCGGAUGGUCACUCCAUUUUGCAAUGCUCUAUGGGGAAUUUUGAGUCGCCUAUACGGGGCAUUUGAAUUGAUCACUCAGGUUUCGGACACCCCUCAAAAUGGCGCCAACCCCCAUAUAGUCGACUAUGUAGGGGUUAGGGAUCCAUUCCGGACACAGCCUCAAAUGCUGUGCUGGUGUACAGUGGUCAUGGUUGUUUCAGAAAAUAUAAGUCUCACCGAUGCGCAUACAGAAACAUACCAAAUCAGACUCUGACCCCACAGGUAGAGCACAUUUUAAGUUUCAGUUUGGAUAAGAUUUGUUUAUUUUCCAUCAUCAACAGACCUUGACAUCAGAUGUUUGUAUCUUCUCUCUCUAUCUGUCCAGACCAGGAGUGCUGAAGGAUCUUAAGACCAUGGGCUCUGUAUCUCUUUUCAUCUUUUUCAUCACCCUGCUGGUGUUAGCAAGACAGGUCAGUAGUAUAAAGGUUUCAUUCAAAGUCAUUUCCAGAAAAAAAAUUUGGAGGCAACUGAACCGACAUUGAUGUGUGUUGAGCUGUUGCAGCAAGCCUCACAAACAGCCUCUCUCAUCAUCUCAGCUGCGUCAACUCUCCACCGAACACACACCCUUCAGAUAUGAGCUAAGCUUUGUUGAGACACAUUUAGUGUCAGUGCUUCAUCUUUUUGGCGUGUCAUCCAUUAGCUCUGACCCCAAAGCAUCUGUUCUGGACAGAAAGACUCUCCCAGGAGGCUCUCACUCAAAACUGAGGCUCCUUGAGAGCUAUAUUUGGUCGAAGAAGCUCCACUCAUUCUGGGUCACAAUCAACGUAGAGCGGGGUGGGUUUCAUUUGGGGUCACAGAUAAACUCUGACAUCAUAUCUCAUUCUGGGCUGUUCUCUGGAUUCUGUUUGUGUUUGAAUUGAUGCAAGUGUGGUGCCAUCCAAUGCUUUUGAUAGAAACCUGCAUGGAUGCCCAGUAGGAUAACACCAAGCUCAGGAACAUUUUGGAGAUUUUCAGCCCACUAUUAACAAAUUUGCCUUGCAAAAAAAAAAAAAUUAUCAUCAAUCCUAACGAGCCAAUUUCUGGCAAUUUAGUCAGAGGGAGGAGAAAGCAGGUUAGGAGAACAAGGCAUCUGUAAUUCAUCUCUCAAGAACAGAUGUGGGAUGGAGCAAAGCUCAUUUACAGGCUUGUUAGAUUGUUUCUCAGCUGCAUCUGAAAUGAGCUCCAAUUCUUCUGGCCUAUUUUUCAGAGAACUUGAGGAGCUCGAGUUCCUCUCCUCCAAACUGAAGACACACAUGUUCAUGCACAUGAAUAGGUUUAGACUAACUUCCCUUAGAGGGUUAUCGGCUAGUCAUCAUUUCUAUUUCAGCCUCAGGCAAUCAGCAGUAUAGGACCAGAUCUGAGCACAGAGCAGCUUGAGCCUACACUGCUGGAGCCAUCUAAAUUGGCACCAUGCUUCAAUCUCAAGGGAAGAAGAAUUCAGUGCACACAUACAUCAUCUCGACUGCUCACCAUGCAUCAAAUCUAUCUCGAGAGACUAAAACAGCUCUUAUAUACUGUUCUGUAAAUCCAUGCGCACAGUGAAGAACCAGUCCGAGAGACAGGUAGCCUUAAGCUUUCAAAUAUAGACGAGGGGUUCCUAGGGACCCCGUCUGAUACACAAACACAAACUCCUGAGAUUUUUUUGACCUUGAUAGAUAGCAAACUCCCUCAAGCUAACAUAAGCGAAACACUGGAAAACAAAUACAGUCGCUGUCUUUCAUGCAAAACAGUUCUGCCUACUUACAAUUUUCUUGAGCCAUGAGAGGAAAGCUUCUGGCUGUUCAUUAUUGUCUUAAUGGGAUUUUCAUUUCGGUGAAAACCAAGCAAGCCUUUCCAUCUCAGUUACACAUUACACUUUCUCAGAAAUCCUAUACAGUUUCAAUUGAGUGCAAAUGAGGAGAUCUGAAUGCAGGCAGCAUGUCUUCACCGCUCAACCUGGUUAGUUACUUUUUUUUGAUAUUGGUUUGGGUUUAAUCUGUGGUUUGAAGUUUCGGUGCAGAGUGCUGGGUGUGAAUGACGCAGGUAUCUCUUUACUCUGUGUCCUCCUGUAACAGAAUGAAUAUUACUGUAGGUUGGACUUCCUGUGGAGGGAUAAGUUCAAAAGGGAGUGCGAGGAGAUCGAGACCAUGGAGAACCUCAACAGAGUCCUGCUGGAGAAUGUUUUACCUGCUCACGUCGCCGAGCAUUUCCUGGGACGGAACUGGAAAAACGAGGUGAAUGCCUAUGAAAUCCUUAAAGACACACAGUCUAAACUUAAAUUAAAUUAAAUUUUUAUAUGUAUUUCAUUAACUAUGUAAUUCAAAGGAUCAUUCUGUCAUAAGGAAAUAUUCUUAGUCCCUUUCAUGGAGGAGUAAUACAGCCAGAAAACCAGUCAAAUUAUCUGAUUUUAUUAAAUUGCCUGGCCUUGUUUACUUCACCUUGAGGUUUCCAGGCUACCUGCAGACACUAGUGUGCCUGUAUAUAAAUAACCCAGCUCUUAACCUCUUGUAACAGAGCAAUUUAUUUUUUCUCCUUAAUUUGUGAUGUGAUUAAAUGUUUCCCAUGGUCAUUUUUGUUCUCAGUCUGUUGCUGUUUUGAUUUUGUUACACUUGAGCAAAAACAAGCUUGCUUUUCAGGGAAAGCUGAGCUAAAUGGCAUGAUAGUUAUAAACAUGCUUUCUGUUCCUGUACUCUCCGUAAUUUUUCUCCUCCCCAGAACAUUUUUGAUCACACUUUGUACCUUCAUUUACUCCACUGUAUUAUAUAUUACUGCACUACGUCUCACUCUGUCCCUCCGAUGAUGAUUAAAGUUAAAACUGUUGCAGCGUGGUUGUUCAGUGUUAGACUUUUAGCUCAUGGAUCUUCCCUUUGGUUUAGAGUCACUGAAUGAUGCUCAUUCAAAACAACACAUCAGAAUGUAAUCUCCUCUUGCUCAUCUUUAGGAUCUUUAUCAUCAGUCGUACGAGUCGGUGUGUGUGAUGUUCGCCUCCAUCCCAGACUUCAAAGAGUUUUAUACUGAGUCUGAUGUCAAUAAGGAAGGACUGGAGUGCCUCCGUCUUCUCAACGAGAUCAUAGCCGACUUUGAUGAGGUAAACACCUCUCAGAUAAAAAACCCUGGUAGUCUGAAAGUAUGAGAAAAUGUCCAGGAAUUGUGUCAUUGUUUGGCAGACCUUAUGUUUCUUUUUUUUUCCUUUUUCUAUGUAUUUUGUGUUGUAUUCUCUCUGUAUUCCUGUGUUCCCAGCUGCUGUCCAAACCCAAGUUCAGUGGCGUGGAGAAGAUUAAGACAAUUGGCAGCACCUACAUGGCUGCAACUGGACUCAAUGUGACACCAGGACCCGAGUGCACACAGGCACGCUAACACAUGGACUUAUUUUCACACACACAGAUAUAUAGAUGCAGUAUACCUUUACAGAAACGGAUCGUUGUUUGGUUUACCUUGAUUGGAGGUCAAGCUCUGACCUGUCCAGCUUUUAUCAUAUUUGAUAAGUGGAGACAAUAACAGGAGUUUUGUUUUUUUUUACAUGCUAACCUCAUUUCAGAGUGCCAGAGUAACCCUGACACCCUCUGAUUAUUUGUAACAUACUCAUAAUUUUUCAUUUGUGGUCGCACAACAGAAUAAGGCCCAGGCAUCAAAGUGUUCACUGCUGUCCGAAUACAUUUGGAGGCUUUGUGUAGGCUGCACUUUGAAAAAUGUGCCACACGUAACAUAAAAGCAUCAGUGAUUCAUCACAACCUAAUUUAAAUACAUCUGGGUAACCACUGCAACAAAUGAGAUCAUGACACAAAAUAGGGCAGCUCAUAAUUUUUAUCAGUAUCUCUGGAUUUGAAAUCAAUUUUCCUGCUUUGAAGUCCUUUUAACCUCAAACUCAGUGUCACAAAAAUUCAUCAUGAUUGGUGACAGUGGCAGAUUUUUUUACUCGAUGUAAGUUUCCUAAGACAAAUACAUUGGUCCUUCUGCUUUACUGCUACCUAAUGUUUUUGUGUUCGGUUAAAAGAAGCCUAUUUUUUAAACCUGGUUAAGGAAGCUGAUUUAACUUUUUUUUCUUUAUCUCCCACAGGAACACGACCGACAGUACAUGCACAUUGGCACUAUGGUGGAAUUUGCCUUUGCUCUCGUGGGGAAGCUCGAUGUUAUCAACAAACACUCCUUUAACGACUUCAGACUAAGAAUUGGUGAGAAAAUGUUCACGUCAAAGUUAUGAUCCACUUGAUCCCAGAUUAGAAAAAAUGUCUUUUAAGUCUCUAACUGGUUAAUGACAGUCGUAAUAUAGCCAGGAGCUAGUCCAGGCAUGAGGCUAUUUAUCAACGAGUCUACUUCAGCUAAAUGUCUUGAUCCAUCAAGAAAGGAUUUUGUUAGCUUGUGGUAGAUUUAUGUGUCUAAGGGGGAAACUUGGUCAUGAUUUGGGUCGAUAAUAGAAAUUGAUAGAUGGAUUGAUUAAGGCCAAGACGUCAAGGAAAAUACACACAUACUCUUUAAACUAAAUUGUUGAUAGAUGAUUGCUUAAAGGUCUAAAUAUAAGUCACUGCAGAAAAUGACAUAUUAAAAAAACAAAUCCAUGCUCAAAGGUAGACAAACAAACAAACAGGCAUCAAGUUUAGAUAAAGAAGAAGAGAAAAAUGGUUCUUCCUUUCACUACAUCAAGUCAUAACUGCCUCUUCUAGGGAUAAACCAUGGGCCAGUUAUUGCAGGUGUUAUUGGAGCCCAGAAACCUCAGUACGACAUUUGGGGAAACAGCGUAAAUGUGGCCAGUAGGAUGGAGACCACCGGGGUACUGGGUAAAAUACAGGUGGGUCACCUGAUAAUGUGCAGAUGCAUGUCUGCAAGUAUGAUAGUUAUCUUUGAUCUUCACACUCAUAUUUGUUUGUGAUAUUUACACUUAUAUUUGUUUCUCUUUAUACAGGUAACAGAGGAGACAAGUGGUAUCUUAUCAAAUCUUGGAUACAUGUGUUCAUGUCGGGGCAUCAUUAACGUGAAGGGCAAGGGAGACCUGAAGACUUACUUUGUUCUCUCAGAGAUGACGCGAUCUCUGUCACAAGGGACGGUGAUGCCUUGAGCGUAACAUACCGAAGAAGGCAACCAAACACGCAAAGUGGUUUUUUAGAAUGAUUUGUCAUACUCUGUAACUAACACCCAUUACAAAAGGAGAGCAGUACAAUGAAUAGAACUAGUUUUGUCCCUGGUAACACUAUGUAGAGCAGAAGAGCUGAGGGGCAUCGACAUGGUCCUCCAGUGCUGCAUUAUGGAUGCUACUCACAACUCAAGUGUAAACAAAGGACAUUGCUCCGAGAAGUCUCCUCUCUGCCUAAAGGAGUCCCUGCUGUAAGAGAGGUUUGCUACAGCGGUGCAGCUAUGACGGACCUCAGUCACUCGUUUGUACAGAAGUAGUGGUGUGGAUCUAAUUAGCCAUGCCAGUGUUGCAGUGCUUUAAAGCCUUAUACUUGAGCAAACUGAGCUGCCUGCCGAGCUGUGCUUUUUUGUAUCCGCCUUGUUGGCACUGUGUGCCAGUUUGUUCAGUUUUAUUUCAAAUGGAUGCUACAUUAGUUUAUUGUCAUAUAGAGCAGCUCUUGCCAGCAAGAUGCCAGUGUGGUGGGUAGUUUGCCAAAACCUGUGAAUUGUAUUUAUAGCUUCAGGGCUGCCUUUGUGUCCCACUGAAGAGGAGGAGGAGGACUCAGGCACUGGAUCCAAGAGAAAGUAGAGGUUUCUUUUUUAUAAUUUAUCUGGAAACAAACCAACAGCUAUGAGUGUAAAUGUUCACUGCCAUCCUUUUGUUAAUCAUUAAACAUUUGUAUAUAAAUAACUUGGCGGC
Xyrichtys novacula (pearly razorfish) is the source of this 48763-nucleotide messenger RNA. NCBI's taxonomy places the organism in Eukaryota, Metazoa, Chordata, Actinopteri, Labriformes, Labridae. The record is from the annotation of a GenBank genome assembly.